ACGUUGUGGGGAAAGAGAGAGUUGCAGACAGAGCAGUGUGAGUGUGUAUGUGUGUGUCGGGAAGUCUGUAACUUGUUUAGUUUAUUAUUCACCCAUACACACACACUCAUUUUAAGGAAACAACCAACCAGCAAGAAGUGGAAUCUCUCUUUUCUUUAUUGUGUUUUCGGCUCCAGGUGCGCCGAUGCGCGCGGACCUGUUGGCUCUUUUUGGCUACAGCCCCUCAAACUUUUGGAAAAACUUGUGCAAACUUUCUCAGGAAGACGAUGCAGAGACGAGAGUGUGGGGAAAACAGGGUGAUAUGACCCUGUGUAAACUCUAAUGACCAACUUCUCCCUCUCUCUCCAAACACACGUGAAACAGCCGCAGCGCGUCCAUGUCCAGGCUCGAGCCAGCAUGACUCUGUCCGGCGGUUUGUCGGAUACUUGUCAGCUCGUUUUACGCGACCACAUGGAGCCGGAGUUGUGGAAAUAACUGGACUUCACUCAUGCUUUCUCGGGUAUAAUCGCCGCAACACGUUGGGGAGCAAACACUAACCACCGUGCACACUUGUUGGAGAAAGAGUGAGAAGAGUUACGAUGCGGGGGACUUUGGGCGCUUUCAUUCAGUCCUGUGUGAUCCUCCUGGUCCGAGCAGACCAGUGGAGGUUAAAGGACUCCACCAACUGCGAGCUUAACAAGAAAGUAAGUCAUUAGAAAUAACAGCCAAGUCAGAUGUUACAUUUGCUUGUUGGGUAUUUUCUGCUGUUGACUGGUUUUCCUAAAUCUACCACAUUGUCUGUUCUUGUAGACAAUAUCAAAUAUCAACAACUGGGUGUUAUGUUCCCUGUAAUUUUUCUUUACUUUAAAAAUAGCCAUGUGGAAUUUAAAUAGUUUUUAAUUAUUGUUUUAGUAAUGUUUUGCAACCUGCUCAUUUACAAGUUGAUAAAAUAGAGAAUUUAUCUUCUUGAAGUUUCAUUUCAAGCACACCAGCUUCAGAUAUUCUCUUUUAGUUGUAACUCAAAGAAAUGGUUUGAAAAGAAAGAUUAUUGAUAUAUAAUGCUGGCACUUGUAGGUUUUUUUUGGACUGGGUAAAUGUUUAAAACUUAAUGGGCAUUCAAACCUGUUAUAUCAGUUAGCUAAAAAUCUAGUUUUGGGCGUUGUGUUUGAGGAAGACCCUUGUCUUAAAUUAUCCACACAGGUAUGACUUAGCAAAAAUGCCAUCACUUGCGGACUUAAUCAGUUUCCUUGUAUUGAGUAUUUCAACCUAAUGAGCUUUGAGAAUUUCCCAGUUUGGGAUCAAUAAAGUAUGUCUAUCUAUCUAUAUCUAUCUAUCUAUCUAUCUAUCUAUCUAUCUAUCUAUCUAUCUAUCUAUUCUACACCUCUGUUGUUAAAACCUUUCCUGUCAGUGUGUUAGAUUAACUGUUUAAUUUACUAUUAGACAAUUUUCUGGUCUCAUUUAGCGGAAACAGACAAGAACAACCCAGCUCUGAUUCUCACAAUCACUGACAUGUGUAUUGUUGGUUUGGCACCUGGGCCCUAAGUGGCCUGUUAAUAAGUCAUUAUCAGUCUGUUAGGAGUCGGUCUAAUAAACAGCCUUUUGUAGACGAGGCUGUGGUUUUGCUGUUUGGUGUCAGACAGACUCAGUGUUGGCUCAUGGUGGCAUGAAGCAACUUCAAAGUGAGAAUUGUGACAUCUUUGUUUUCUGCACUUAAAAACACUUUUUUCCAUAUUUAUAAAAGAAAUGUUGGGUCACAAAAUUUUACCCUGAAAAUCUUCAUUCAACACUUGAUCAGUUUAAAGUCUUGGCCCUGUGUCUUGAAGCUUUAAAAUCUAUUCUUAAAACUAUCUUCAGACAUUCAAGGUGCCAAAAAAUAUCAAAUAAUUACAAACUAUUGAAUACAUGACAAAUCCAUGCGACACUCAUGAGGACCUUUUUAUUUCUCCUCCAGCAAACAGACCUCAACUCCUUCUUGUGGACCAUCAAACGGGACCCUCCCUCAUAUUUCUACGGUACAAUCCAUGUCCCCUACACCCGUGUGUGGGACUUCAUCCCUGAAAACUCAAAGCAGGCCUUCCAGGAGAGCAAUAUCGUCUACUUCGAGCUUGACCUGACAGACCCUUACACCAUUUCAGCCCUGACUAGCUGCCAGCUGCUUCCUCAGGGCGAGAACCUGCAGGACGUCCUGCCCAGAGACAUUUAUCGCAGACUCAAAAGACAUCUGGAGUAUGUCAAGCUCAUGAUGCCUUCCUGGAUGACCCCCGAUCAGAGAGGGAAAGGACUCUAUGCGGAUUAUCUCUUCAACGCCAUCGCGGGGAACUGGGAGAGGAAGCGGCCUGUUUGGGUGAUGCUGAUGGUGAACUCAUUAACUGAGGCUGAUAUAAAGACACGAGGGGUGCCAGUCCUGGACUUAUACUUGGCCCAGGAGGCGGAGAGGAUGAGGAAGAGGACGGGGGCUGUCGAGAAGGUGGAGGAACAGUGCCAUCCACUCAAUGGGCUCAACUUCUCACAGGUAAGUUAGAAACUGUACACACUGAAUUAAUUGCUUAUAUGAAGUCAAAUCUAUGAUAAUGGAAAAAUUAAAUCAACUGUUUGUCAAGUGAGGUUGGCAGAGGUGACAUCAUAGAGCAGGAGAAAGUUAGUACAACAAAUAUAUACAAGGUUUGCAAGGUGUGCUACAUGAAAAUAAAAUACAGCGUAAAUAAGACAAACAGAAAGGAAAGACAAAUGCUAAAUUAGCCGAACAAUUGAAUCUUAAUAUGUUGUAUCGCAAUACUCACUGUAUUGUAAAAAAUCGCAUUAAUAUCGUAUCAUGGCCCAAGUAUUGUGAUAAUGUCGUAUCGUGGGGCCAUUGGUGAUUCCCACCCCUAACACACUGCUGAUGGUUAUUAAGCUGCGCUCAGGCUUUUAGAUGGAGUGUGGGAUCAGUCACAGGGUUGUUGCUACUUUGACUUUGUCACAUCCUGUAUGCCCUUCUUAGUUCACAGACUGUAACACGGUUAUAGCUCUCACUGUAAAAUCACAGGCCUUGACAUGUCCAGACGUUUAAGCUGCUUUGACUAAAUUUAAACUCAUGAAUUUCUAUGAAACAUUUUAAAGUUUUAUUUGGUCCCUAAACACUUUGGAUGUUAAUGACAUUUUACCAGAGCUCUGUUAGUGACAAAAAUAGUUUGUUUAUGGUGACACAAAAGUUACUUAAAGGCAGAAAGUCUACAGUUUGAACCUACUUUGUCUAUUUUAAACUUUGUGCUCUCUCAACUUCUUCUGUUACUCAUGUUUUUGGUGGUUUGAGAUGAUAAAAAGUACGUAUAAGGCAGCUGGUGUCUGAUCCUUAAAGUUGGUUUUAAUUAACAUGGUAUCCUAUUGUUUCAUCUAAGGAUGCAACAUAUAAAUAAACAAGGCCAGAUGUAUGGAUUCAGUCUGUUACAAUGAAGGUCUGUAGUUUUAUCUUUUCCCUCUGCUUCAUUGCUUUUUCCCGGUGAAGGAGUGAAGGAAGGUGUGCUGUUAAUAAUCAGCUGUACAAACAUCCAGCCGUGCUCCGCCACGCUCUUUGUUAUUAAAGAAAAAUGGAUCCUAAUGACUCAAGUCUGAAAUUACCAGAAAAAAAGGGACCUUGUUCUUCAGCCAGAACUCUGAGGUCCCCUUGUCUGCCUGACUGUCUGUAUGCCUGUUCCCUCUGUGACCUUUUCAGUAUUACAAACAUCUUUCAAAGGCAGCAGUCACUAUGAAAUCAUGUUGCGUAUUAUUGAGGAAUUUCUGCUAAAGCUGGUCAGGAGCUAAAGGGAUUACACAUUACCAUUUAGCCUAACACCCAGAAGCUUUAAGUGUUGUUAUUUUAAAGCAGGCCCACUCUGCCCUCAGACUAGGAGUCUCAGAAACCAGCCGGCAGCCCUUUUAUUAGCCAUCUCUCCAGUGAUGGAAGAAAAAGGUGGGUGGUGGGGUUAGAAUUGUUUAACUGUUGCAGUAUUGGCCUAUUGAUCAGCACAUGGUAUGAACUAGAGUAAAAAUAUAUGAGAUGACUGAAGUAAGAUAUAAAUUUUUAUUUUUUUAUGUGCCUCAUGUCCUUGUUCAAGUUUUUCUUUUGGCAGACCAACCUAACAAUUUGAUAUGUUAUUUCCAAUAAGUAUCAGUGUGUUUGACGAGGCUGUUGUCACCAGAUAUAUUAAAACACCAGUCGGUGGUCAAGCUUGUUUUAAAACACUUGCAUGUGGUUGCAUAAAAGUUGGUUGUUCUUUUUCAGACAAGUUUUUGGAGGCACUGAGCGUCUGACUGACAACUGAGACAAGGGUGUGCCUCUGAAAUUACGAUUACCACGGAAACGAUAUUAAUAGUAAGCUUGAUGGUUAUAGAUGGCAAAGGUUUUACCCCACAGUUACUAUUUCCCUUUACUUUGACAUGUAUCGCAAGUCAAACUUCUCCGGUACAGGUGUCAGUUAAUGUUGCAGAAAUACUUCAUUGUCAUUUUUCCUUCCUGGUUGGUGGCACUGGAGUAGAUUACAUCCAGGUGUGUCCUACUGCACUUUUGCUAAUAAAAAACACAUAAACUGGGUACAAAGCAAGGUGCAGGGUGCCUAAGGGGCUGUAUUUGGUCCCUUAUUUUCUUAGGUGUACUUGUGCUUUACAUAAAUCAAACCAGUCAGGAUUUCCUUUCACUUAGUCUAAAAGCAAGGCACCCCUCAUCCUCUGCAUGGCUAUUGAGAGUAUAGGUGCAGGAUAUUGCAGGACUUUAAUAGCAGCAAAACACUAUACCAUAUGUGAGUAUUGUGUGUGCAUGCAGAGUCAAGUCAAGUUGUGAUUAAAGCUUGAUCAGGCGAUUCAUUAGACAGAUGAUAUCUUCCUUUUAACUACUUCAGAUUUAGACAUUUCCCAGCUGACCUGUUUCCUUACAGACCACACCAACCAACAUGUUAGCAAGAGACUUACUGGUUGUAUGUUUAGCGGUGAAAACAUGGACAUCUUUCCAGUUCUGUGUCUUUUUACUUUCCUUCUUCUUCUUAUAUGGCAGUUAGUUUACUUUGUGGUUUGUUUCUCCCCAUUUGUUCUGUUCCAGUUAUGGGUUAAAGCUUGGUGAGUGAAAUGUGUCGCAUGUGCCAGUCUUGGGCAGAUUUCAGUUAGUGCUUGUUUUUUUUUAAAAAAGCACACAUUCUGUUAGCCUCUGACAGUUGCAUUGUUAACCCAGUAGUAACAAGUUGAAAGCGUGUUGCCACCUAUCAUAGUGGAGGCAGACAUAAUUGUUUGAUUCUUGCCCAGUGCUUGUAGACUGGGACGAGGACAGUAGCCCAGUUAAAUCACCUAACUGAGCCUGACUUAACUGUGCAUGUAAACGUACUGAAUGUCUAACCACAUCUCAUUUAUAGACACAACACUUUUGUGCAUUCAGGUGGGUUCAAAUUGUAGCGACAGUUGCUAUGGAAAUGGACAACUGUGUUGGUUGCACUACCUUGUCAGCCACAGUAGGAGGUUUGUAAAGAAUAUGUUUGACCUUGUCCUCCUUACCUAUAAUCCAGCAUAAAAAAUUGUUGGGGGAACCAACCAACCUGGACUCUGUGUGGUCCCUGCGUAAAACACCCUGGUUUCCCCUUACAGCACUGACAUCGAGCUACAAAUGCAAAGAAUUGUUCAUCAGCUAGGACUAACCUCAUAAUUUAUUCACUUGGCCUCUAUGGGCACGGCGUGACCACUUAAUUUUGAAGCUUAAAUAAAGCCUAACCAUAAUCAUCAUAUUUUGACAGACCAUACUGUUGUUCUUGGAGGACACUGACGUCUUGGAUUACUUUGCUGUUUACACAUGGGGCCUUCAUAUUUUGGAUAUUGGAGAGAGACAGUGGGUGGCUGCCGUUGGAUUUGUCAACAGGGUUAUAAAAAAAGAAAACCUCCCAUCAUCACAGCUUUCAUUGAAUUAAGUCCACAAAACCUCCAUAAAAUUCAACAAUGACUACUAGUGUCCCAGAAACCACCCCUGUCCUGACAUCACACCAACACGGCACACGGCUUGGCACUCUGUAAUUUCCACACUCAGUUUCAUUCUAAUCAGCAGCAGCUUGAUGGACGCUUUCACCCCGCUGGCUUGUGGCGGCCCGCUUAAUAUCUCUAUAAACAUUUCCUUCACAGUUUGGCGAUGUAGUUGAAAAGGGCAAUUCCAUUUAAAGCCUUAUUGCUCAACUCAGCUGUAAGAUGUCCAGAUAGAGCGCGAUGAGUGAGAUAUACUCUUUGUGAAACUGUACUCCCACCUCAGCCGCCAUUGAUGACUGAAAGUUCUGUUUAAUCAGGCUACAACUAGACAGCCAUGUGUAUUUAUAGUCCACAACAGUCUCUGAUGUUUUCACAGACUAUUUACUUCUGGCAUGACGCUAAACGUUAGGCGAAAGGAAAGUGGAAAUCACAGUAUUUCAUUUGUGGACGUAAUGAAAACCUCUUAUUGCUUUUAAUAAAGAAGAGACCUUUAUACCUGUGUGCUUGUUAUGGAUUGCUCAGAUGCUGAUAAAUGUGACAUUUACCACAAAUGGUGACAAAUUCUAAAAAAGUUGAAGACUUCUUGAUCUUUGCCUUUUCUCCUGGUUUCUUGGUCUUUUUCAUUUUCCUGCGUUGUCAAAACCAUUUGGUCGUUUGUUGUUUUCAAAUGUACCUAAUAUAUAAACUUGGAAAAGGAUUGGACUCAACUUGUGGCACCCAAGCUAACUUCUGCUGGGCAUUAAAAACCUUGAGUUUGGCUUUAAUUAGGGUGACUAUACGUCCUCUUUUACCCGGAUAUGUCCCCUUUUGGAGGGGCUGUCUGACCUGUCCGGUCUUGUACGAGGGAGUUUAUAAAAUCCUUCAAUGUUCAGGGUUUUGUACAGAAGUUUUGACUUUGUGUCAUGUGGACUUACUGAGUUAGAAGCACGUAAAAAACACUCGACCCAACCUGAAAAACUCAAAAAUUUAAGAUGCGUGACUCCGACCCAACCUGAAAAACUCAAAAAUUUAAGAUGCGUCUAAGUCAGCACAGUUUGUGUUGUAUUGACGUAGGUUGUGCUCCCUGCGAUCCCUCAGACACGCAUCCCCCGCUUUCUAAUCCCCACAUUUCCUGUCUGUCUCCUAUCAGUUAAGUCCAAAUGCUCAGAGACUGAUCUAAAACAACAAACAAAAACUUCAUUUUAGGGGUUGUGCAAGGAGCAGGUGUGUGUUAGUAGAGCAGAGGGGCCGAGUGAGCAGAGGUAUAAAGAGGAUGGAGUGAGGGGGCGAUAUUGGUUGAUGUUAAAAAAGAGAGUAACUUUUUAAAUCUAAAUAACGAAUAAUAAUUGUGAUGAUAUUUUUGUCAUCAUUAGGCAGCCUUACUUUGAUAAAAUAAAACAAGCGAGAUCUCACAGAACAGAUAAAUUCGGUCCUUUAAACAGCUUCAUUUACUCAACAGAAUAAGCUGUCUUUUCUACAUCUCAUCUUACAAAUAAUGUUUCUAUCUUUGAGUCUGCCUGCCUCAAUAAAUGAAGCCUAUUGAACUCAUUAUUUUCUAAGCACAAUGAAUAAUACUUUCUUUACUCAGAUCUCUAAUCUGUCCAAGCAUGACUGCUCUUAUUCUUGCGCGGUGCCCCUCGUCUUUUGAAGAGCGAGCCCGGCCUUGCCCAUUACACUAAGUGAGCUUGUUGAGGACAACAAUGGACGAAUGAAGGCCAGCUUUCUUUGUCACUGUUGUUGGAAACCCGCGGGACAUUCCACACCUCAGUGGAGCAGUCCUGCUAAUGAAAGUGUUGUUUCUUUCCUGCCAUCACUGGGAGUAAUGGUGCAUGGAGAGGUGAUGAAUGCAGGUCUCAGUGAACGCCUAUGAGAGCAGGGACAGAAUGUUUGAAGCCCAUUUCUGGUCCAUUCAUGACUAGGAAGGACUCAGACAAGGAGAGUUGAGAUGCAGACUGAGAUCAGUAGAGGAGCCAUUAAGGAAGGGAGGCGUGACUCCGACUCCAUUAAAGGUAUCAUGACGUUACCUCUGUUUGACAACCCAGGACCUUCAGAUGUGGUGUUUAGGUUUCACUUGAACUGACAGGGCUUGGGGGUUCUGGAUCUGCUGGGUUUUUGCAAGGCAAGGUCAGAAGAAAUCCAAACAAAAGCCACUUUUAUAACAUAGCAGAACAGCAAGGAGAGCAAUUCAGUUCUUGUUACAUUUUCAUGAGACUCUCUCAGCUCUUUAUAUCGAUCUUCCCCUUAAGAGAAACACAAGGUGUGGAAAAUGUAUUUCUCCAUCUAAAACCGCACACAACUCCCUCCCAGUGUGAAACUGUGCAUGAUUCAGGCAUGAUGGCUCUGUUUGUAUGUUAACAAUCACCACAUCCGUCUGACGGCCUGUUGUAAAGACAUUUUCAUACCCAAUUUGAGACAAAAAAAAUCUUUUUUUUUUUUAUGUUUUCAAUGGAGGAUCAAAAUGUUUACACCUGGUAUUGACUCGAUUACUUUUCAUUUCCUGACAGUAUUUUGUUUAAGUGGCUGGAACAUAGUUUGAACAAACCUUUGCCUUUAUUGGUAGGACAACUGAAGAGAGACAAAAUAUAAGGGAGCAUAGUGAGUGGGGUGGUGCACAUGCAGCGAAGGAUCAUAGCUGGGAGUUGAACCAGCCUCUGCUGCAUUGAGAGCUGAAGCCUCUGCACAUGGAGCACACUUUUUGGCCACUGCUGCCCUUUAACAAUUGUUGAAUAUUCCCUGCACAGAGGAUAAGUUGUCCUACAUUAAUUACAGCAAAAGGGCAAAAUUCUCAUUAGUGGAUUCUGACUUUAACAUGAAAUACAUUUUUUUCUGGAAACAGCAAAAUUGUGGGAAAAUGUCUGAGAUCAUAAAUCAGAUCUGAGAAGUUAUAUGUGAGCAGACAGCUCACUCUGUACCAGACUUCAUUGGACAGGAUAGACGCUGUCACAAAGUGUGAGCAUCUCAGGGCUCCUUCACUCUGUUUUGUCCUGACGGUAAUAGCCGCUAAGUGUGUUGGUUUUGUGUAUAUUAUUAAAAGUGAAGCUUGACAUCCUGGACAGUACAAUGACUGUCUGUAUUUUCCAGCCUGGCACUGGCAGCACUUUUGGAAAGCUGCCCAUAGAGGAAAAUCUGUUGAAGUCUCCUCAGUAAGUGUGAAUAAAUGGCAAAAUAAGAAAGAUGAAGAUAAUAAUGAUACAUGGAAGUGGAAGUUUUUUUGGGAACCCAUAAUUCACUGUGGAUUUGAUUCUUGGUGUUAGGAUUUGGUUUGUAUGAGGUACUUGUCAAUCAUCAGUGUAGUACCCACAUAGGGUUGGCUUGGCCUCUUUGCUGAUAGACCAGGAUUGGACUCGGUUUCUGGGCCAGGGUAUUAACUGCUAUAGGCUUCGACAACUUCACCACAUAGUUAAAGUAAUUUUGAAGUCUGACCCAAACAUCAGAGGUGGAGCCAGACUUCUUUGACAGGGUUGCCAUCGUGGGGCUUUGACUUUUGUAGGGUUACCAGGCAGGGCUGGGCGAUAUUGCCUCAAAUCAAUGUCACGAUAUGAGCAGUUCACCUCAAUAAUGAUGAAUGGACAGGAACUACUCCACAAGCUGCUCACCCCCUCCCACAUUAACUUCGUCGACUUCAGCCAUCUCUCCAGCCGCUUCAACUUUUGAACUGUCCUCCAUCUCCUCACCUGUCUUUCCCUCUUUUUGUGAACUGGAUGGGGUGGAGUCAUGUCUCUGAGGUAGGACAGUGUCUUAAAGGGACAUGAGACUAAGCCUGCCUACACACAUCCAAAACCAACUUUCAUUUAUUUAUGUUUUUGACACUGAACAUACUGAUAUGGGCAUAAUGAUGUUGGUUAUUGUCGUAAAUUUUGGUUUCUGUAUAUUUUUGGUUUAUUGCCCAGCCUUGAUACCAGGUGUGGUGACUGUUAGAGGCUUAAAAGGUGGCAUGAAGGAAUCCUAGCAUCUAAAUCUGCUGGACUUAGUUUUGAGGACUCAUAAGAAAGAUUUUUGUCCAACCAACAAGGUAAAAUGUUUCACACUGAAAUGCAGAGACGCAACGAGCAACUUGUUGGAUCAAAUCCCAAUAUUGGUCACUGCUGGCUACCGCUUUUAGUUUUCCUACUGCCAAACACUAAUGUCUAUGCAAGCGUAAGCUACAUAUCUAAGUUUAUCAAGGCUUGUAUUUUGGUUUUUAGGCUUCUUCAAACACAGCUGAAAAAAUGCUCUCUACUUUUCCUGGGCCCAAUAAGGGGGCAUUAGGUUUGUCCUUAAUGGCCCAACAUAUUUCGUGAUUCUUUGUGGACCAAUUCAAACAAGAUGGUCGACUCUUAGGAGCUGAGUCAUUCACUUUGAGAUAUUUGUAUUCGGUUUCAACUCACUUGAAUGGAAAGUGACAGAAAUGUUGAAAAAGAUAGAAGCCUUGUGAGUUAAAAUUAUGGGUAAAAAGACGGUGAGGUUACGUGAUGCCAGUGCUAUGUUGGCUAGUUAGCCAGCUUGUUGCUUGUUGCUAGGCUACAGGGAUUGUGCAAAGAAUUAAAUUUUAACUUACUUAUCAUUAAACAUCCAUUUUCCUUAAGAAAAUAACCAUCUGAAGGAGAGUUUGCUGUAGUUACAAUCACCACUUGUGUCCAGUAAGUGUGUUGUGUGUGUGCGAUGUACAGAUGGAUGGACGCAGCCAAAAUCGUGAAAUCAUGAAAACAGCAAUGCGUCUCAAAUGUAUUAAGCUCAUUAAAGUAAUCUUAAUUAGACUUUAAAACUCUGCCAGAUGAUGUCUUGGCUCAAAGAGUCGUCAUCCUUCUUUCGAGAGAUGAUGAAACAUGUGGACUGUAUAAACAGCCAAUGAAAAAUGUCAUCAUAUGAAAUAUUAACAGGAAACAAGAAACCUCAAACCUCCUCAAACCUGAAAAAGUCUGUGUGCACCGAGGCAGAUCAAAGUGAAACAUGAUUACAUGCAUCUAAAGCAUAAAUCCCUGCUCUCUUUUAGUAGUUCAGCUGCAAACAUAUUUGUUUUUAACCUCAUAACUAGCAGUAUACCUUGGUAAACAAUACAAACUUUCCAUGUUUAGUUGUCCUGCUGUGUGUAUUUAUCCAGUGUGAAUCUCUUACCAUAAAUGCCUGUAUCUGUUUAUUAUUGUUGGUGUCUGUGCGUGUUUAUACGUUUUUAUGCACACAGGCAUUCCUGUUUGUGUUUGUGUAUAAAGGAGCAUUUGUGUACAUGUGUAUAUAUCUAGAACUAUGUACUAUAUGGGUGUAUACAGUUUUAUGCUUGAAUUUCCAGCUUGUCCUCACAUAUCCCUUUGAGUCUUUGGUUUCAUGUGGCGCUGCGGUGCUUGAUUUCCUCCCUGCUGUUGACCAAACAGUUCCAUAUUAGAUGUCUGACAUUCCCUUAGAUGUUAUCUGUCCAUGUGUCUGGAUACGUGAUACUGUAGAGAUGAAGAUGCUGAGAUUGUCUCUUUUUUUCAAAACUUUUUUUUCUUCUUCUUUCUUUAAAAUCUUGGCUUAAAAAAUCACAAAAAAUGGGGGAAUUUUAGUGUAAAAUUAGGGCUGGGCAAUUAACCGAAAAAUUUCCGAUACAGAAAUUUACAACAAUAACCAACAUCAUUUUGCCCAUGUCAGUAUAUUUUGUGUCAAAUAAAUAAAUAAAAGUUGGUUUUGGAUGUGUGUAGGUAGGCUAAGGUCUCAUUUCUCUGUAAGACGCUGUCCAACGUCAGAGAUGUGACUCUAUCCCAUUCCGGCAAUAACAAAGAGGGAAAGACAGGUGAGGAGAUGGAGGAUGGUUCAAAAGUUGUGGCGGCUGAAGUAGACAAAGUUAAUAAGGGAGGGGGUGAGCAGCUGGUGGAGUAGUUAUCGUCCAUUUAUCGUUAUCAAGGUGAACUGUCCAAUAUAUUGUGAUAUUGAUUUGAGGACAUAUUGCCCAGCCCUAUGUAAAAUCAUAAAAGGUUUUUAUUAAAAUCAUCUUGAUGCUAUUUGCAUGAUGCAUAAUACUUAUAUAGAUCGGACUCACAAGAAAGAUUUUCCAUUCUUGUUAAACUCCGUCCAUUUGCAGCCUGUUGUUUUUCCUUGUGCUUUUGAUUGAAAGCUGAUCUGAUUCAGCUCGAUGCUGUCAAGAAUGUGCCAAAAAAAGAGCCGGCUUAGAUCCUUGAAAGCAUAUAGUAAUACACUUGGAUGAAGGAGACUGGCUUCUGGUGGGUGCCGCGGGCUUUUCCUGGAUGUGUAACUCUGGCUUCUGCAGCUCAAACUGCGGAUUUAAUAGCUUGUCUCUGUGACUUAACACUGGGUCAUGAAAUCUUUUGCAGACCGUGGAGAAUGGUGGCACGAUUAUUGCUCCAUACCCUUUAAUGCUGCUAAAUAACAUGUGUAGCCUGUUGGAAAAUGCACACUGCUGUAUUUUUAAACCUGUACUUUGAAAAUAUUUAAUGGCCUUAAAUAGACACACACACAAAAACUUUGGAUCCAGAGCUUAUGUUUAAUUUUGAUCUGUAUUACUACAAAAAUAGGUCUGAUUAGACUAAAUACAUCUUGCAUUAAUGCUUUUAUUGGCAAAACAGCUCUGAGAUAACACUCAAGUUGAACCUUACAAUAAAUUAGUCAAUAACUUGAUCCACACCAAAGAUUAAUGUAAAAUGGGUGAAAUGACACAAGGAAAAAUAAUUCUUGAUGUAAUUAUAGUUAUGAUAGUACUGAACUCUACCACUGUUUUGUUUUAGCAGGCACUUUUCCAUUCACUGUUCCAACAUGAUUGUGAAAGCCUGCAGGGGGCAAACAGCCAACCUAAAAACAUGUGUGAUUGUGCCGCCCCGCAGUGUGCCUCCACCCUCAUUUGAGUAAGAAAAGCUCAGCAUCUACAAAUGUACUUAACACUCACUAACAGCGACUUUCCCAUGUAUAAAGCUAAUGUAAGUUUGACGUAACAGCUAUUACACUCAUUAAAAUGCUAAUGUGGAUUUGCUUGGAGCCCAUCAUUUCCUCCAUUGUCGUGUAAGUGAAGACUCCGGGGUCAUUGUUAUUAAAAGAUAUGACUCACCCAACUGCAUGUGAGUGAUCAAAAACAGGGGCUGCGGUAAAAAUACGUUACAUUAUCUUUACUUUAACAAGAGUAAACAACAGUAGCUCAUCAUUUUGGUUGUUUGAGGAUUUGCAGUGGAGUCAUGUCAAAUCGAAACACUGCAAUGUUAAACAACCUGCAUAGAAAACACCUUAUAUUAUACUGCUAUCCACACUGUAUCCCGGUAAGAGUAAUGAUAUGUACAUGGGGUAUUUAUGUAUUUAUGUAUUACCUUAGUGGUGGUUGGUGGGACCCACUAGCAAAAUAGUGAAAGAGGAGUCACAGAGAGAAGAUGCAGGGGGCUGCAUCAGCCCUGUGUGUGCAUGUGGAGCCCCUGCUGAGUGUUUACCUCUGGUGCUGCUAUGACACAUUAAGGUGACCUGACCUGGAACAUCAAUAUUAGACCGUUGGGCGACAGUAUGAAAGUACAAAGGCGGCACAGUUUACAAGACUGGUUUGACGUGCCACUGUGAUAAAAUUCUUUACCUGUGAAUAAUACAUCACCUGUAGAUCUAAUGAUGACUGGAAUCAGAAUCAUAUUACUUUGGGGGCGGGGAUUUUGUCAUUACAGCAUUACACUUGCUUUCAUAAGAGAAUAAAAUAGAAUUAACAGAAUAAUAUUAAUGAAUAAGAAAUUACAACGGUUAGUGAAAAGUAAAAUUAGAAAUAGAACUAUUUACUUCUUAUUUACUAGCAUUUACAAGCAUUAAGAGUAGGAAGUGUAUACAAAACCAGUUUGUAGCGCAGGAAAUUGCACAAAGUAUUAUACAGUUUACCAAAGCAUUGCACAUUUAAAUAGCAUAUUGCACAGUUAAAUAGAAUAUCGCACAGUGUAGCUUAAUAAAAAAUGCAUUAUGAGUAUUGCACUGUUAGAUUAUUGAAGUUUUGACAGGUUAACAAACAGAUUGCACAGUUGAGACAUUCAGAGUUUUUGACAUUCAGAGGGAGGAGUUAUAAAGUUUGAUGACCACAGGUAAGAAUGACUUACUGUGAUGCUCUGUGUUGUAUUUAGGGGGAAGGAGUUUAGCACUAAAUGUGCUUGAUACUUCAUAUUCUUCACGUAUUAGCUAAGCUAAAAAUGCCCAUUGCAUACAAAUGUGGACUGCUUUUAAAAACAAGUUUGAAAAAUUAGUUUUCAGACAGCUUAAUUGAAUUGAAGAUUAACGCUGUUUUAGUGUUUAACACAAGGUUGCUGUUGAGACAGGUUGCAGUUUUCAACUAAAUUUUGAAUACUGUUGGUGUAUGCGUUCUCUGGUCUAGUCAGGUCUGAAGCUGCUCUGAAAAAAAUCAAACCUCUCCACUAUUGGUAGAAACGAGCCAAUUCUUGGCUGGAUUUCAGCCAAGCUGUAUGAGGCCAAAUCUGUCCACAUGCCCCGACAGAGGAUUAAUAGGUAGCUCCUGCUUUCUCAAAGAGCGUCACCUGGAACAAAUGGAAAGACUUUGUACAGCAGUCACUUUAAAAUAGGGAUUAAAUACAUUUUGAUUUCAUUGCUCCCUUUCUUUAUAGGAUUGCUAUUUGUUCUGUUUGCUCAGAGGUAACCCCUUGAGUUGUUGUCAAUAUUUUUUUUCACUCUGACCAAUAGAAACUGAUCAAAGAGUGCCACCAUCACCCAUUCAAUAAGUAAAGGAAAAGUAGACGACAAACAAAAAAUUAGACACCACAGAAAAUGACAAAGUUUCUGUUGAAAUACUCAAAAACAUGUUCAGCCACAGUUUUUGGUCUUCAUUCCCCACGUGUCUUUCUGGCCCUUCUUCACAUAUUUAGUGGCGUUUGUGGAAUCUCACAGGUGAGUACGACACUUGAAGGUUGUGCGAAACUUCGGUCCACAGAUGUUUCAUCAGACAUGGACUCAGACAAGCAACAUGUUGGCGCCGCUUGAUAUUUUUUAUGCAUUCUGGCAGCAAAAUAAAGAGUAGACUAGAAGUUCUUUCAGCUGGGUAAAUUCUUCGGCUAAAAUGAGCACCAGCGUUCAUUUUUUUUCUUGACUGUGGACUGCUUUAUUAAUGUUACAUCCACUGUUUUAUCAAGGUUGAUGAAAUUACGGCUGCUUCAGAAUUUUGUUAUCUUUGUGACCAAGAAUCAAAAUGAUUCCUUAUGAGGGAGAUACCAGUUUUGAUGGUGCUGGAAAACAGCUGAUUGAGAGGGUAUUUUGAGGGUACUUCAGGGUCUGCUUACUGUUUCUUUCCAGCAUGUUGAACACAAGUGAAAACAGCGAGUUUUGCCAGCUCCAAUAGCCCGUAGUUGUAGUUUUUAGAUAACAUCUUUUCAAUGGAACAUAUUCUGAUUAAUAGUUGUUGCUUCUUGGAUGAGCGACAGAUAUUGGUAUGAACACAAAUGGAAAUGUGAUGGUCUGCUGCUCUGACUUGUUUUGCAUCUGUUAAAUAAAUGGAGGGAUGUUGUAUAAACCUGUGGUGUGCGGUUGUGUGUCUGUGUGGUGCAUUUCUGACUUCAUGUCCGUCCAUCUUUCUGGCACAAUUUACACGGUGCUGUACAGAUCUAUGUGUGACGUAUUUGGCAAUGUGCAAAGCAAAUAAUGUUUGGUUCUUGACUAAACAAAAUCCAAAUGAAGUGUUGGCACCUGAUGUUGUGAUGGGUCAUGUGUAGCAUUAAACUGGAGGUGCUUGAAUCAGCAUUUGCAAAGAUGAAAACUGUACAUCUGUGUUGCACAGUUUGUUUAUAUCUGUCUCUCAUAAAGAAGCUAAGAUACACAGACCUGCAGACUCAAUGUUACUGUUGCAAGAGCUCACAGAGGUGUGCAUGUAAGCUAAAACAUGCCCUCAUGCUGAGUAUUUGUGUAAGUGUCCACACACACAAUUAACCUACACAUACACAAACACGUGUAUCAGAUACCUGUAUACACCCAGGCUCAGUUCCAUGCUCUGUAUGAUGGUUUUCAGGCUGGUUUUGGUGUCCUAUCUUUCCUAUAGACUGUUUGUUUUGGGGGUUGUCUGACUGUGGUAUUUGAGAUCAUAAACCAGUAAGAGCUUUAACAGCAACACCAUUGUCUGUUCUCCCAGCUUGUUUCAGUGCUCGGUUUUACUCUCUUUUUGUGUCUUUCCUCUUCAUGUUUGGACCCUUUACAAGGUUUUUUUACAACCUCAGUGUUAUUUCAGUAGCUUUGGAUACCAUCCUGGAUAUGCUUCAUUUAUUCAUUCACUUACUAUUACAGCAGCCUUGGUGUUUAUAUGGCAGAGCUGGUCCGUCAGUGGGUUGGAUCAUACUUUUUUCAUUUAAUAGAUUUUUGCAAAACUGGGGUGGGUUUUUUAAAGUUCUCAAGCUCAUGUUGUACCGAAUGAAGGUUUAUCUUAUUUUACUUCAUUUUUAUAUGAAUUACAUGAAACAUAAAACUCAACAUUGCCAUCUGCCCAUGUACAUGUAUCUGAGGAGGGGGAUAACUUUAGUUGCUUUACCCACUAAUUUCAUCCUCCAAAGUGAAGCUGGAUUAAAAUAUUCCCUCAGCUGAGUUUUCAAAGAAGAACUUUCCAAACUCUCCACCAUUGAAGAGAAAUCCUUUCUUUGCACUCUGUGAAGUUGUUGUUUGGCCAAAAGAUGGGUAAUUUGUAAAUUUAGAGAAGUUAGACUUGGCUUGGUCUGAUCUUUGAAACACUUCUUGACCACUCUCUGAACCACUGUCUGUUUUUGAGUGUCUCUUUUCUUCCUCCCACAGCACUUCUUUCCGAAUCUAAAAUUAGUGGAAACCUUUUUAUAGUAUAUCUUGGAUUGUUUGUGCUGCUUUGACAGUUGUUAUUUUGGUCUGAAGCUGUCCUGACAAAAGUAAACGCGAACAAUCUCAGUGAAUGAAAAGGGACACUUUUCUGGAUACUAAACUUCCAACACUUUGGGGAUGCUCGGAUGUUUUUCAUAUUUUGUUGGUGUUUAAAAGUCUGUGGUUGGAAGGCUGUGGGUCUUGGCGGAUGUCUGCAAAACAACAAAACAAUCUUUCCUCCCUGGGUCUUACUUUUCUCCACCCUCUCAUCUUUUACCUAUUUCCUUAAACCCUUUUAAUGUUUCCUCCCCUUUAGAGGUGGUUUUCUCUUCCUUGGGUGUUUAUUUCAUCCAAUCCUUUUCCUCCUUUACUGAUCAGCCUUUCAUCAAAAGAAACAAACACAUUUCUCACGUGGUUUGGAUUUUAGGUAAAAUUUUCCAUGGCAGACUCACUCUGUAUGUGCAUCUGAGGUUUGAGGUUGAUGGUGUUUAAAGGUAAGGGUCUUUGUUUUGGACCAGGAAAUUAAUGCAAAGUGCCCAAAACUAUUUACAUGCAUAUUAAUAUGAACAAGCUUGGCUGAGUGUUGGUGUUUGCACAGUGUCUUCAGUGUACAGCUCUGAUUUUGUGCCAGUGGUUUAAGGGAAAUGCAGAUACGCUCUGAAAUAGCACCAUGUGGGUUUUCUGAUUCCUACUGUCUCUCUCCAUCUGACUUCUGCAUGGUCAAGGUUUAGAGAUUUAUUUCUGGCACUGCUGUCUGCUGUUUCUGUUGUCCAGUGUGGCGUGCAUGUUGUUUUGACCAAAGUAUACUCAUCAUCCUCUGCAGCUGGGGAAUCAGUGUCUCUAAAUGGAAAGGCAGAGUUCUGUAAAAGAGCUGCAACUGUUCACAUUAAGUUUUUGAGUCAUAAGUGAUGAAGUAAAAGUGCAUUAAUUAGAGGUUGAAAAUUACACAAUUCAACACCGGAAACCAAAUGAUGGAGCAAACCUUUCUUCCGGUGCUCUGUCUUUAGGUUUUAGUUUAUUCUGAGGAAUAUCCAGAUUUUUAAGUAACAGAUAACCACAACAUGUGUGACAUUAUUCAUGGUCUCCAGAGGACAAUCCCUUUUGACCUCACUUAACAAUUUUCAAGUGUCUGUUUAUUGAUGAGUAGCUUUUAUCAAUGUCUUAUGUCCAUACACUGUCAAUGUCCCGAUACACUGUUGAUAUAGGAUUAUAUUGGCCUGCAUCUAAAAUCACCAAUAUCAGAAUUCUGAUACAAGCAGUCUAUUCCUGACUCCACUCCAGCACCUCUAGCUAGCAGCACCAGCAUGCAGAGCCCACGUGAUCUCAGCAACAGUUUAGACUAGGGUACUAACAAAGUAGCAAGAAACUUCCGUUAAAGUCUGAAAAAGACAUUGCAGCUGAGUGCAAAACUUGUCGUACACAAGUUUGUGCCAAUAUUGGAUCAAGAUCAGUAUCGACCGAUACUGAAGGCUAUAUACGUAUAUAUAUCAUAUUGGAUUUAAAAAAAGGUCAGAGUUCACAAAGUCACCAGGUCACUUUAAUAGCUAUUAGGCCUAGAAACCACGUACAGUCAAUCGAACCCAACGUUCUGACCCAAUUAUUGUAUUACUCUCAGAAAAAUAACCCAAAAACCCAUAAUUAUUAACCCAUUCAAGUAACCCUUAAAUUGGGUUACGAUAGAAUCCGUAUGACCCAAGAAAUGGGGAUGGAUCUGAAAAAUAAUCCAGAAAUUUAACUCAACACGGAAAACCCAUGAAUUGGGUUGAAGAAAUAGCCCAUGUGUUUUUAGAGUUAAUAGUCAAGUUAGGACAUCAGUUAGUGUUGACCUGUGGAAAAGAUGAUGGUUCAGCUCUUAAACCCCAGAGGCUGUUUGUCUAGAUUUUAGUGUAUUUUUUCUCUGUCUGGUUAAAAAUGAGAUGCAAAUGAAACAGAAUCUGUUACUGGACAUUUUUAUGUCACCUGCAAACAGCAGGACAUGUGCAAGAGCACUCUGCAAGUGAUAACUAUUCACACUUUACUUAGUCUUCCUUACAUUUUUGCACGUAAACGCACACACAUGCACACACAAAGUAAAAGCUCCAGUGUGACUCCAGUGUGGGAGUAUUCAGCUGCAUUGGUUUGAACCUCUGCAUGAAUCAGCUCAGUGUUGGUCCUGACUCACGCUGUCCUGAAGAUUAACAUUGUUCCUUCACUCAACAGACAUGCCGGUAAGAUUGAUGGCUGUUUUCUUUGUGGCUUGCUGUGUUUUUAAGGCCUCGCUGAUGUUUCUGAGAGGACCGAUGGACUGAGCGCUCUGUAGGGUUUCCUGAGUGUGUGGGUUUGAGAAGAGAAAGAGAUAAAAUGUCUUGACAGACAGAAAGACAUGAGAGAAAGAUUAAGAAGUUUUUCAAACAGUUUAUGUUUGAGGUUGCAGACAGGCAAUAAUCCGUACCACCAGUGGCGAAUGGUGUCAGGCGUAGAAGAGUUAAAUCUUUGUGUCAGCGCUCCUUUAUCAUGUUUCAGUUUUUCUCAGUCGUAUUGGUGCAUUUCAUCACAUCUCUCACCUGAGAGAAAUUGUUUUUAAAAUGAUGAAAAAUGUUUAAAAUUUGCUUGACAGAUUUCUAGAACUAGUUCAAGAUUCUUGUAUGGAAAGACUCAAGCAAUGAAAUGGAGACUAUUAGUUUUAAAGGAAUUAACUAUUCAGCUUUCAAAAGUAUAGUUAAUUUUGACUUACAUGACACACGCAAAUGAUCAUGUUAUACUGGUAUCCAAAAAUCUAUGAUUUGAUUUCUCCACUCUGAUCAGUUUGACGACAGUCCUAUAUCCUGGCUACUGGAAUAUUUAGUUUCAAAUAAAAGUGUCUCCAAGUCUUUUUACCCUAUAAAUUCGUCUUCCUAAACUAAAAGAUAUCUAGUAAUCAAUUAUUAAAAAAUUGCAAAUUUCAAGUUUAUGGAAAACCUGUUGAUUCUUUACAUUUCAACACCAAAAAUUUACAAUGAACAGUUUAAGAAGGAGGAUGAAAUACUUUGACAGGAAAUAAAACAUUGACAAGAUCAGCAAAGAGAUGAAGUGUUAGUGUUUAACCACAGGGGGCGCCAAAAGGAUCACAAAUUCUCAAAGUUUCUCGCAACAGCUUUGAGGUAAAAAUUAUUUGUGAAUAUGUGAUAACUUGGACAUAGGGCUGGACAAUAUGAAAAGAAAAAGUGUUAUCAUGAUAUGUUUCAUAUCAGCCAAUAGACGUCAAAUCAUUAUGGUAAAACUUUACAAUACUAUUUACUCUACAUGCCUUUUUUAAUGCUCAGAUAAUUAUUAGUUCAUUUACAGCUCAUUCAUGCAUUUUUGAAAGAUUGUUUCAAUCACCACAAUCUCCAGUACACACACACACAUACACAUACACACAUACGCUUACACACACAGUCAUGAACGAGAGUACAGACCUCCAGCCAUUUGGUUUGAGGCUGAUUCCUUGUGACAGCCAAAAUAUUUGGCCGCGUCCAGCCACCAAGGUAAAUGCAGCCUGCAAGAAUGUUUUCACAGGGUGAGAGGGAGAGAGAGAGAGAGAGAGAGAGAGAGAGAGGAAGAUAGAUAGAUAGAUAGAUAGAUAGAUAGAUAGAUAGAUAGAUAGAUAGAUAGAUAGGAAACAUAUUCAAAUUGAUGUCUAUGUGAUAUUGUACCUUUAUUAAAUCUAGACAGAUUUUGAGAAAGAAAGACAAUGCAAACAAUCAAUCAAGUUGUAGCCAUAAAAAACCCUUUUUCACUAAUACUGUCCAUUACACAAUGACUUAAAGGCUCCCUUUGCAGAUAACUGUCUUCCUACAAUGAAAAGGGGUUGAGUAGGUUCUUACUUAUUGAGUAACCUACCAGAAGAGAAAUUUAAAACCACUGAGCCACUGUAGGAAAUGUUUCUCUGAAACUCCUGUAGACAAAGCAGUUUCCUUUACACCUCGCUUAUUUUAUUUAGUAUAUGUGUAAGAUGUAUUAGUUUAACAAAUAAAAGAUAAAUAAAUCCUGGUUUAUUUCAAUUGUCUAAUGUAUUGUUCUUGAUUAUCUUUAAUGAGAAAGACUAAGAAAACUGUGUCCUACCCUUCUGCUGAAGGUUAGCCAUACAUACUGACUUUAGGAAUAGUCAGACUUCGUACCUUCAUCAUCCGCACUCCGUUUUAUGUUUUCCCUCUGCAUGCUGCGGAAAUCCAGUCCUCAUAUUUCCUUUCAUUUGUCUCAUAUUGGAAAAUUAAUAAAGCUUCAAAGGUCUUCUUUGAGCUCUGCAGAGGCUGCAGUAAUCCACCGUGAUGAAGCAUUCAAACACACACACACUCACACACACACACUGAUCCAUACAUGUACAUACAAACACACAGAGAAACAAGACCUAAUCUUGUACAGGUGUAUGCACGUUUUCAUGCACACAAACACAACCACAUACACACAUGCACGCUGGGAGGAGGUCACAAGUGACCCGAGGAAUGCAGGGGUCAAAUCUUUAAAGACCUGGCUGAUAGAGGGGAUGUAUAGGAUCAAAGGAGAAAAAGGGAGAAAGGGAGGGAGAGAUGGAUGGAAGGAGCAGAGGGAGGGAAGGUUAUGUACAGGAUCAAAAGGGAGAGGAAGGGAGGGCUGAAGAGAUGGAAGGAGAAAAAAAGGAGUGAAGGAGGUGCGUGGGGAGGAAAGGUGCAAGAGAGUGGGUUGAAAGAGAGGAAAAAAGGCAGAAAACAGAGGAGGAAAGGGUAGGAAAGUGAGACAGUGUGAAAACAAUAUAGAUAACUCAAAGUGACAGGUGUGUGUGUGAGAGAGAGAGAGAGGGGGAGACCAAACGGUUGGGUUGUACAGAGAAAGUAAAAGCUAACUAGUGGUGGUGAAAGAUUUAUGCACUUAAAGAUGUGCACAUAUAAGUGUAUGUGUGCGCGUGUGUGUGCACGUGGAUGUGUGUGGGCAUGUGUGUGGAAAAAAGAACCAUCAGUGAAUAUUUGCUAAGUAAAGCUGGGAUCUUUAUCUUAAUUUUUAUUUUUAAUCAGAGCUGGACAACUACUUAGAUUUCAAUUCCGAAUAUGAAUACGGCUUCUCAUGAUCAUAGACCUACGAAGGAGAGACUGAACAGUGACUGUGCGCCUGCUGUGUUGUUCAUGUUUUGUCCUUUUAUGAUGAAUGGAGCGCGAGCUUCCUUUCGUUCUUUACAUCUGAACAUAUGCUCUGGCUUUUCCCUCAAAAUGCUUUUACUCUUGUAUUUAAUUCAUCCUGUUGAAUGUCACUUUAAUUUUUUUUUUUAUAACUGUAUAUAACUUUUAACUGUAUUUUAGGGCUGCACGAUUAUUCGAAUUUAAUCGUAAUCGAAUUAUUUGAUUAUGACAAUGUUAAAAAAAAUUAAAAUUGUCCAAUUGAUUUUCAUUUCUAUCAUGUCUAUCAUGCCACCCUUCCUGCGAGAUUGCUCCCCAGCUCCUACACACACCAGUGUAAACAAACAUGCUGUUUGCAAAAGAAGGCGAUAAUUUUCUGGCUAAAUAGGGCAAGAGCAAAUCAGUUAUGUGGAAUUGGUUUGCCUUCACAGUUUUUGACGAAGUGCAAACCACUCCCCGCUGCAAAGUCUGUCUGAAGGCGGUAUCAACCCGUCCACAUGGAAACGAAUUUAAGUGUAAUGCAAAAGUUUUCCAAGUGGAUAAACGACUACCAUUUCUUCUUCGUGUAGAUGCCCACCUGCAUCUCUCUCGAAACGAUUAUGUGACACACAGCAUAACUCUUUUAUGGCGGCUGCCAACCUUUAAAACAACCUUAAUACACAUGCUGUGUUCUCUUCUUCUGUCUUUUGUGUAUGUCCGAGGCAACCUUACAGUGCCACUAACUGGCUUGGCAUAUGCACUGCAUUGUUUUCAGUGAUUUCGUUUUGAGAGAUGAUAAAAAACUUUUUAUUUAAAAACAAAAAGAGAAAAAAAAUGGGAUUUUAUUUUUGGCCAAAACCGUUCAGCCCUACUGUAUCUCCAGCUGACAUCAGUUCACCCUGACUUUACAGUUGAAUUUCACUCGUGGCUGGCAGAAAUCUAAACUUCAGCCCUCUAUGUUCACUUACAGCCCGUCUAUACAAUUUUAAGAAGUUUUUAGAAGUAUUGUUCAUGCGUAAGUACAGCUACUCUUGUUUUAUUUUUGGUAGAGAUCAUGGUCUGUGUGUGUGUGUUUGUGUGUAAAAGAGAAGUAGAAAGAGAAGAGUUGUGUAACUGUGAUAACAUCAGGGAGUCAGAAGGAAACCGAAGAGCAGUUGGAAGUCUGCAAUUGUACUUGGAUGUUGGCCAAGCUAAGUAAAUUGGCUGCGAGUGCUUUCUGUGUCAUCUUUAGUGCUAAGUUUGUGUAACAGUGUAAUUUUGUAAAGCUUGUUUGAACAUAAUUUGCUGGAGAGUGUGCAUGAUUUGCAGUGUGCACACUCUCAAUAAGGCAGAGAAACUGAACACAACAGAGACAGUAUGCAGGCACACUCGUGAUUAAAACUGAUUUGGAAAUGAAGUUACUGAUACUCUCCAGCUCUUUCAUACACUCAUCAUUAGGAUAGUAUCAGUGAGCCACAGGCUUUGUUACACAAGACGGUUAAGUUGGUGUCUCCAAGCUGCAUAUAUCCAUGCUUUGAUAGAACCACACAACACAUUUAUAUGACAAUACAAGUUGUAUGCGAUGGGGGGAUUGGGGGUCUCAGCACUCCUAUAAAUCCAUUAUAAGAAGACUUAGAGAUUCAAGUCGUUAAUUUAUGAGAAUAAAGUCAUUGGUAAUAAGAAUAAAGUCGUAAUAAAGUCAUUACUUAUGUGAAUAAAGUCACAAUAAAGUCAUUAACUACGAGAAUAAAGUCAAGAUAAAGUAAUUACUUGCAAGAGUAAAGUUGUAAUAAAGUAAUUACUUAUGAUAAUUAAGUUUUAAUCAAGUAAUUACUUCAGAGAGUAAAGUCGUAAUCAAAUCAUUACUUACGAGAAUAAAGUCAGAAUAAAGUUUUUAUAUUAUAAUCUGUUGUUUAAGGUGACUGUUGUUGAAAUGAGAGUCAUAGAUCAUUUUUGUGAAAAUGUACUUAAAUAUAGGUUUCUCAAACAAGGAGAUACUUAAUCUUUUGGCAAAUCAGUACCACAUUAACAUAAAUAUUAUAAUGAUUUUAUUACGACUUUAUUCUCAAAGUCUUAUUUUAUUUAUUUUUUCUUGAUGUGGCCCAAAUACCCCAUUGUAGACAUAUGAGUGUGAAAGAGAGAAAAGACAUUUUAAAUGACGUCGAGGGUCAUACAUUAAAUGUCGUCUUCAUUUGGGUGAUUUCAUUCAAAAAAUGUUAUCUUAAGUCAAUUUUAGCAGGUUGCAAGGAACUUUUAUUAAAUUAAAUAUAAUUCCUCAACUUCAAAAUUGUUGCUCAUAGAAAUGCUGAGCAGCUUGUAACUCUUGAAGAUCACUUGCUAAAGUGGCUGGUGUGCAAAAAAGUAAACAUCAAGCCCUGGUGUUAUUCAUGCGACUGAAAACUGUGUAAAAGACCACAACGUAUUUUCCCACUGACGGCUCUUACAGUGAUUUUAAAUUUGUUUUGCUGUGUUGGUGUUUAAAUAAGUAGAAAAGUUGCUUUGAAGUUUAAGACAAAUGGAUUUCUUGAAUAUCUUUGUCGUUAUUAUUAUUCUGAACAGACGCGUGAUUUUCUCUCUCCAGUUGGAAAGUGAUCCAGCAUUAAAUAAUUGUAAUUAUUGUAACCUCUCUUUGAAGCCACUCUACUAAGCAUUUCAGCUACUUGUCUUGCAAAUCCUAAUCUAAGCUAACACACUUCAGAGCCAGACCGGCAUGUUUUUUUCAUCUGAGCCGCUGAACACUCCACAUCUCCACAUGUGGGAAUCUGCCUGUGAUGAUGUUUGCUCUGGAUGCACACACCCACCCCACUCCAUCCCAACAAGAGGGACAUUUCCAUGACAAAGGACAAUUAUUGACUUUCAUUGGCUCCGCUUGCUUUGAUAUCAGCAAGGGGUGUGUCAGUGUGUCUGUGUGUGUGUGUGUGUGCUGGAGGGGGCGGGAUGGAGGGCAGCAGCGGAGGAAAAGAAGAAACAGGGGGGACGUGAUGAAAGGAUCUGAGUGGGAAAAUGCACCCACUGACCCACGGUGCACUAACAGAAGAGGAGGAUCAGAGUGGAAAGAAAGAAAUCAUUCAUUAAGGUUUUUCUUUCUUUCACUUCUCCUGUCUGCUCCUGUUAUCUGUAUCCUUCCUCACUUUUCCUCCUGUCUAUUCCUCUCCUUUCCUAAAUCUCACCCCUUCUUUUGCUCACUUUCUUUUCCUCUGGCUACGACCGAUCCUCCCCCUCUCUCCUCCUCUCUCCUCCCCUGUCCCCUCGCAGCCAUAAUUUAAGGGGCUGAAAGGCACGGCGAGCAGAGAAAGAGGAGAAGAGAGGGCUGAAGAAAAGGGGAGACCCUGCAGAUGAGGGCCUUCCUUCACGGACGUAGCACAGAUGUGAGGGUGUUUUUUGUGAAAUGAGCCGGGGAGGGGCGGCGAUAGGCUAAUUUGCGUGGCAUAAAGACGGGCCUCUUUUCAUAUGCAGAGCGCCACUUUGAUGCGCGGCCGAUGAAAGCUGGAGGGAGCGCGAAGGAGAGGAGAAGAGAGAGGGUGACGGAGGGGUUCUUUGUCCCCUGACAAGAAGGCAUCUGCUCCACGCUGCCCUCCUCUCCUCCUCUCCUCUCUUCUGCUAUACUGAGGCUCCCACAAUGAGCCAGCCGAGAGGGAAAGUGUCAUCGGAGCACCUUGGAAAACAGCACAUGAAAAAAAAGAAAAACAGCCACUUGGGUUGGCCUGGUUUGCGUACGGGCAUGCAUAUCAAUACAAGAUCCAUCUUUGAAGACCUGACAAUGCACACGUAAAUGAGUACAUAGAUGGGCUUGAAUUGUAAAAACAAGCACACACUCACACACACACACACUGUAGACACAUAGUGACAGUUUCAAAGCCAACAAAACACAAACUGUACAAACCCUCUCUCCUCUAUGGAAACAACAUCAAUGGCCGUCAGGGUGAAAGGUGCGGUUUUCUCUGUUUGUGUGAAAAUCGUGGAAAGAUCAGAGAGAGUCCACGCACUGAGGUGAGUGGCGGUUUCUGUGUGUGUCCUGCUGUGAGAAGACCAUAGGACCUCCAGAGUGUUUAUUUGUAUUUGUGUGCAUGUAUGCAUAUGUCUGUCUUGGCGGCACUGAUCACAGGCGGCAGGCUCACCAGGGCCCUGUCACCAAACACAGGCUGAUUUCAUGGUCACACAAUAGCUGAAUCCCUGCAGCAGAACAGUGAAUACUCUGCCAGAAAAAAAAAAAAACUCAAACUGUCUCCAUCGCCCCGAUCGUUCAGUAAAUCUAAUAUUGUAUCUAGUCAACAGGCUCAUUAUCACAUCUGUGAUUCUGUCACUUGAGAAGGUUUUAUGAUAAUAGUAACAAUAAGAAAAAAGGUCAGAUCAAGCAAAGAUGAACUUUUAUUUAGAAUCUCCAAACUGAUAUACCUAUUUGUGCUGGAGUGUUUUUAGGCCACACUGGCUGUGUGACAAAAUUCAAACCUUUACUUGAACUUUGGGGUAAAAUAGGGUGACCAUAUUCUGAAUCCCCAAAAAGAGGACAGGACUACGCGGGGACGGAGUCACAGAGUCAUGUGUAGUUAAUAUUGAGAGUUUUUCGGGUUGGAUCGAGUGUUUUUUACGCACCUCUAACUCAGUAAGUCCACACAACACAUACUCAAAACUUCCACACAAAACCCCGGACACUCUAAGGAUUUUAUUAACUGGCUGGACAGCCCCCAAAAAGAGGACAUGUCCGGGUAAAAGAGGACGUAUGGUCACCCUUGGUAAAAGUUCGGAAGUACUUUGAUGUAUAAAACAGAAGAAGGCGCUCUCAUUGUAACCAGAACAAUCCAUGCACUCUUGAUCUCAGUAAACUAUUAAACCAUAUCCAAGGAUGGUUGAAGUAAAACCUGGUAGUGCUUUGUGGAGUCUAAAUAAUGUUGUAGACUGGUUUGGUGAACCCUUUAGUCCCGUUUAGGUCAAGAACGAAUCUUCUCGUGUGAAACCUGUUUGAACUUUUCUGCUGGUUGGUCGUCCUCCCAACUAUUAUCCUCUUUAGUGCAAAGAUGAGCAACAAUACUAAAUCUCUCAGUGAACUCCUGCACAUCGAAGUUUACUUUUCUGAAUUUCCUCUUGGGUCUCCUAUCAUUGGUGAAAAUGAAUCGAUCAGUAACCCAGUCUCAUUGUCUCACUCUAGGUGAUCUUUGCCCUGAACCAGACGUUACUGCAGCAGGAGUCUUUGAGGGCCGGCAGCCUACAGGUCCCGUACACCACUGAGGAUCUCAUCAGCCACUACAACUGUGGAGACCUCAACUCCAUCAUCUUUAAUCAUGACACCUCACAGGUCAGUCUGUCUGCUGUAACCUCGACUUAUGUAGCUGUGGUUUUAAACGACUUUAACUGCAGUUAAUAAGCUAAGAAACAUGUUGACCUUUUGACCUUUGGGAGUGUCCCAGUAGCAUGACCCUUGAACUAUUGCCUUCACCCUUAACCCUCUGAGUGACCUUUCACCCCCCACGCAUACUCCUAUACCAUCUUAUUUAGAGGCCUCCUUUUGCUAUUGCCAAUUAAGUUUCUUUGCUCUGCUGAUCUUCACCUCUCUAUCCCCUCUGCACUUCGGCACAUCAUUAUUCUUCUACACGAAUCUUCUUUUUCAGAGAAAUUCGUUUCAUAUUACUGUCUUUGUCUUUGAUGAAGUUAAAAUAAACUUCUGUUUUGUCACACUCAACUCUACAGGUCCCUAACUUCAAUAACGUGACACUGCCACCCAGCGAGCAGGUGACGGCCCAGGAAAUAGACAGCUACUUUCGACAGGAGCUCAUCUACAAGAGGAACGAGAGGAUGGGGAAGAGGGUGAAGGCGCUGCUGGAGGAACACCCGGACAAGAGCUUCUUUUUCGCCUUUGGAGCAGGUUAGUGUUUAAAAAGGACUCAGUAAAACAAAGUGCAGUCGGUUGGAAAUAUCUAAAAAUGCUCUGUAUGGAUACUAGAGUCAGAGUAUCGAUUAUGUGGCACAAAGUACACACCUUUAACCCUAAAACUUACAGGAUCCAUGUUGAAUGCAUUCCGUCAGCAUCGCCUAUCACGCAGCAAAUAGGUUGCUGAUCUAACCAAUACAGCAUUGCAUACAGGACACAUCGCACAUUGUUUCCUCUAUACUGAGCCCAGCUGACCGGGGCUACACACCACUGCUGCUACGCUCCGAAUACACAUCCUGUAUGCGAUAGACACCCGUGCUUGACUGAGCAGAUACGCUGGCAGAAUGCACUCAAUACAGAUCUUGUAUGUUUUCGGCUUUUGUCUCUACCCUUGUGUUGACUCAAUAAGCUUAUUCCCAACUUGAAUUCCUCUUUCUGUUUGGCGAUCUGUUCUGCUAAGUAGGUAGACAGUUUCUAAUUCUGAGCAGCUUGACAAACUUCUGUAGAGACAAGAAAUCCUGUCUGAUCAAAUGGAAGAAAGAACUUUGUAGUAAGCUCACUCCAAAUAUAGAUUUUUCCAAUUGAUUCAAAGUUUUCCAUUUUCCCUCUAAAAAUGUGUUGGUUCUAUUAAGAGAGCUGGUGUUGAUAAGCAGCCGUACAAUCUAAUGGCUUAGCUGACUUUACAAGACCAGACUAGACUGAGCCAUUGAUCUACAGCUUUAUCAGCUAAGGGUCCAAAUAAAACAGCACUGUGGUUGGUCUCUCUCCAAAGCUGAAGCUCAAUAAAUCCUUAGUUUAUCAGCUCAGGCUUAACCAGAAACAGACAUUUGGCCUGCCUGAUCCUUUCACAUAGUUUUAAACAUGUCGGUUCAAUACUUUAAAUUCCUCAAUAACUGAGUUGCAGCCUCACAAGCAGCACGGCCUGAUAAGAGAGCUGACUUAAAACAAAGACACAAGAUAACAGCAGAGAAGAUUCCACCAAGUUGUCUUCUUCGACGUGGAUGCCUGUGUGUGCAUGUGUAGGUGUGUCCACACUCGUAUCAGGACAGGCAGACACUCUUUGUUCUGUGGGUGGCCUUUGAGUUUGUUUGACCUCAGGUUGUUUAAUCAAAGCAUCGCUCUUACCUGACGAAGAAGGAGACGAUAUUUCUCUGUCACUCAUUAUGGCUUUCAUAAAGAUAAGGUUGUUGAGCUCCUAACCCAUUUCUUCACGAAGUAGAGAGGCCUUAAAAUUCACACGACAGCCUGCUCACUACACAUUAAUCCAAGUGUUACCCAAAGAAUUCAGCCAAGUAAUUUUCCUUAAAGACGAACUCCAAUGAAAAUCAUGUUUUUCUUGUUGUCUACAUGUUGAUAUGGCAUUCAGCUGAUGCUACAGGACAUGUCAUGAGAAAAAUAAGUAGGAAAUCGAUGUGACAGACCCCAACAGCAGGUUCAGAUACAGUGAGAUUUCCUAUAUAGCAAAUCCAAGCUCCGCCCCCGAAGCCCUGCUAUGCAGAUCACACUGGGAAAAGUAGAGAGGACAAUCGCGGAACAAGCGUUAGCGGAUUGCAAUGCUCAUAAGAAAGCUAAUUACGAUAUUAGCUUUCAUCAUGUCCCCAAAGACAUUAGUGUCCAAGAGCUGAAUAGCUCAUAAGUUACCUGCCACUUCUUCUUCACUGGCAAUGUUAGGCUACAAGCUAGCAUGAAGAGGAGGGUGCAGAACAGCGUUGUCUCCGUCCACAACUCAAAGGCGAAUUGCUAAUAAUCUGUUUGUUUACUCAUGUGCAAGGUAGCUCAUCACCCCACUUAUACACAACUUACCAUUUUUUAUUGAUUUAACAGGUUGAAUGAAAUACCCAUGAAAACUCUCCUUUUGGCAAUAGCUUGUGGGUGUUACUUUUUACACAGCAGUUAGCCACAUUAGCAUACGACAGCUAUCAUUACAUUGGCUACUAUCAUGAUUUUACUAACAGUUGAGGAUUCUAAGCUUUUAUAGAAGGUCAUCGUCAAUGAAACUGUCCAGGUUUCAUAAUCAGCUGAGAAACAGGAAAACUUAAACAAAUUGCAGAAAGGAAGAAAAAGACAAGCUGUAACUCAAACUUCCCAGAGCGGACAUAUUUAAACAGAGCAGCCAGGUAGCCUUGUCCUUUACCAUUGUCUGAAUAGUACAUCACGACUUGACCUCAGGUUGUAGUCAUGUCUCGACACAAGCCGUCCAGACGCUUGAAAACACAAACAGGGAUCACGCCCCCAACCAUGUAGGCAAUCUCAUGUUAUGAAACUUUGCCAAGGUUUAGAAUAGACAUUCAAUAUUGUAAAACUAUGUGUAUGAAUUAAAUUACAACCCAGCAGACUAGCUCUCCUUUAACCUUCAUGGAUGAGUUCAAGAAAAUAGGGCGCUUAAGUAGCAAAGAAACCAAAAAUAAAACAGACCCAGUGCAGAUGUCAAAAGUAAUCAUUUCAGUACAUUUUAAAAGGUCCUAUUUUAAUUAAAAUGUACUGAAUCUGUUUAAAUUUUACACAUACAUGUAAUGAUUUUGUAGCCGGUUGUCAAACUCAUGAAUUGCACACUAUGGACUUUUAAGUGAAGUCAAUUUAUGACCACAGAAACCAUAAAAGCCCUCUUAAAGUUUAUGAUAUUUUCAUAGUAAGGGGUUCAUACACUUUGGAAAGAGUCUGUUUGCCCAAACUUUAUUUAGUUUACUAUGCGAUAGGUUUGAAGAAGAAAGAUUCAAAUCCUCCUGCCAUCAAUUCAGACUUUCCUUUUGAUGACAUCGUCAGAGACAUCCUCAUCCAGAGAUUUUCGGGUCAUUCAGAUGUAGAAAAGCAGCAAAAAUCAGAGCAGAAAGAGAGGCCUUCACAGUCUGUUGGUCUCUGAGCUGGCAGGAAACAGCUGAGGAAAAGCAGACACACACACGCACACACACACACACACACACACACACACUGGAGCCCUAACAAGGAGUAUAUUUCACGGUGUGUCCCAAAGGAGGUGCCUUUACAAGGGCUUGGUCUUAAAAGGUGUGUGCCUCCGUGUGCAUGUGCAUGUCUGUGUGUAUGUGUGUGACUAAGUGUGUAUUUACUUGUCUGUGUGUGAGAGAGAGAGCUGCUGAGUGAAAGUGAUAUGGGCAAUCAGCCCAGAAGCACUAGUUGUAGACAUACGGAGGGCAGGUUGGGUCGUCGUGUACAAGGAACGGGAUGGGGCACAUUAGGGUGCCUGCACAUGUGCUUAGGCAAGAACAGACACACACACACACGCACGCACAAACGCAAGCACGCACACACACACACACAUGCAAGCACAUUCAGCAUUGAAACACACUCUCUCUAGCCCCCAAGCUAUACCCAAGACAGACCUGGGUAAAAUGUGUCCUUAAUUAUCCCUGGAGGGGUUAGGACAUACACUCUCUCUCUCUCUCUUUCUCUCUCUCUCUCUCUCACACACACACACACUCACACGCAUUACAAUGGAGACCAUUAUAUCAGCGUACUUGACUUCUAUGUAAAAAUCAGGUGUUUGAAUGUUCAUAUCCUGCAGCACCUUAUGGCUCUUGUUUUCGUUUUUGACAAAUUAAGGAUGUGGUGAAAUUGUCCUCUCUGAUUUCUGUGUUUUAACUUAAAACUUCUUGAACUUUUAGUGCAACAGUACGGUUUUCUGGGAAACAACUUAGCUUUCAAUUUUUAAUGCUCUGCAUAUGUUAAGAUUAAUCAUUACAGCAACCCGUCUCUCCUGUUUUCUUGGUCCAUAUAGCUGUAGCAGAUGGCAGGUCACCAAUGAGUCUGGUUUUGCUCAAGGUUUCUACCUGCUGAAAGAAAAGGAAGAACUGGUUUGGCCCUGCAGCUGAAUUGUGCACCCCGUGUACAGUGGUCAGGGUUUCAUAAGACCAAAAAAAUGAAAUUAGAAAAUAACUUUUUUCCUCCCGCUUUCACAGAGCGCCAGUUUAAGAUUACUCAAUGUUGAUACGCAGUAAAUGGUAUGACUAAAUAUUAAACAGCAGUAAAUUUAAGUAUCAGCAGUAAAUCUUUGUGCUUUUUGGGUUAAAAUGACUGAUAAAUUGAUUCAAAAGAUCCAGAGGAAUUGGCUUUGUGCUUCUCGAUAGAGUAAUCACAUAUCUAGCAUGCUUCCUUCCCAAGUAAUGAUCCUAUUACCCUGCAGGGGUUGGCCCGCAGAUUCCUGACUGACCUAUGUGGAAAGUCGUUGAGGGUUCUCAUUUUUCCCUGUAAUAAGCCUUAUUGCCACAACAAGUAAGCAAAAAAGUGAAUGCAUGAUGAUAAGUUUCCUUUUAGCCUGUGUUUUGACACAGAUUGUGCUCGGUAAGAGGAAACUUAUAUCACAAAGUUUAGCAAAACAGACAGUAGAGAUCUUUGAGGUUUAAUGUGAAAGGGCGCUUCUGUUUUAUAGUCGAGAAAGUUAUUUAACGACAGCUUUGACUCUUUGACGACAUGCUGGCAGAAUUUAAAACAUUAUUUUGUUCUGUUUUGCUGCUUAUGCAAAAGAAAAGGCUCCUUGAAGAUUAUCCGUCUUCAUAAGUGGUUAAAUGACUCUCCUAAUGUCGCUAAUGCGGAGCUGUUAUGAAAUCCUAGCUGAACCCAACACUUUGGCUGCGCCAUUUAGAGCGUGUAAUGAUGAAAAAGUGCAACAGUAGUUGAAGAAAAUCGGAUAACUGCCUGCUGUUGAUUGUUAUCUGUGUCCAUGGGGAGGAAAUAUUUGGUGAUUUUUUUGUGUGGUUUUGGAAACUGUUUAUGGAGAAAGCAUUACUGGUUGACUGUCACAUCCUGCCAAACCAGAGCUAAGGUUUUCUAACCAUAAAUGAUUUCUCAUGUGAUUAUACGGCACGCUCACACAUAAACCAACACGACCAAGCAUUCAUUUUGUCUUUGCUUUUAGUAAGUGUCUGCACUUAGGGGCAGGGAUUUGGUUGAAGGUUAUAUUUUAAUUCUUUUUUUGGUAUUUAUUUAUCUCAGAAGUUGAAGAGAUUAAAAAACAACAAAUCCUUCCUUUGGAUCAGUGGGUAAUACCAGCGUAUUUGAGAGUCUCUGAGGGUAUCUAACUGGGUUUUCUGGUCAUUUACUACCAAGAGUUUUCAGAUAGUUUGCCCUCUGCUUACACAGAGGCACUUCUGUGAUGGCCAGGUGUUAUUUGUCUUAAACCACUCUAAACAUGCCAGGAGGUGCUGUUUUUGGCACUUUUUGAGAGGUUUUUCAGUGGAUUUGCACAAGCUGAGUUCAGACUCACCAAAAAGAAUUUAAUAACAUUUUUUUUUUGUAUCCCAAACUUACUGCAAAAAAAGGUGUUACACCAACACUUGGGUCAGAGUGGCGGUCAAAAAGGCAACCCUCAUGCAAACACGAGUGGUCACUGGUCAGCCCUGACAAAUUGACACUUCUCCUCUCUCUCUUUUUACACUUGCUCUUUUUCUUGACCUUGAUCACACACCAGAACCUCAGCUUCAUUAUCAGUUAAGAGUGCUCUCUAGUUUCAUGGAGCAUAAAGGAGUCAGAAAUGAACCAGGGAUGAGCUGAAGACUGGGGGAUGGUUGUUGCUGUUACGUACUGCCCAGUCUGAUGAACACCAUUUAGUUUGGAGUUGUAAGUUCAACUCAAAUCUUGAUUUUUAGGACUCUGGACUCAAAUUUGAGCACUGAUGAAUAGAACUUUGACUUGGACUGUAGGAUUGGAUGUAUUUUUCUCCCAGAAGAUAAAUCGAGGGUGGGGACGGUUCAAUAGUUUUUCCUUUUUUCUUUUUUUGGUAAAAGGCCUGCACAUGCGUGGAUGCACAUUUGUGCUGUCUUGUUAGGCAACAGCUUCUGCCUCGCUGUCCUUUAAGUGUUACAGAUCUUGUGUUUUCCUCUCAAAGAUUUGACUAAAAAUGCGAGAGUAGUGCAAUGUGUUAAAAAUGUUAAGGAAUCAUCAAGAAAAAAACUUUUUAGUUCAUUCUUUAGUUCAACUUUUUAGGGUGCAGCCAGAAAAGUGAGAUGCUGAAGUUUUGUGGACUGUUGAUGGAUUUGCUGCUGGCUAACAUUAACCUCUCAACUUCACCACUUGGUUCAGGAUAUUUAGUCUGUUAAUUAACUAAGUUUAAUAAACUUCAAAUAAAUCGGAAGUAAUGUUAAUGUAUGAAAUGUGUUUUAGGCACACCAAAUAGUUCCACAUAGUCUGUUGAGGUUCAUACAGUGAAAAGUGAAAAUGAAACAGCAGUCCUCCUGUAACAUCCUCAGGUAUUCAAGACUUGAACCAGAUUCUCAGACAUGAUAUUUGGUGAUUUGACCACAACAAUUGAAUACGGAAAAACACUUAGCAUGGCGUUCCUUGUGAAAUGAUUUAUGUCUGAAUUUUCUUUUGUGCUUUGUGCAGAAUUUGGGGAUUUGGCGUGGCUUCAGUGAUUUCCCAUUUCUUUUGUAAACAUUUCUCCACAACUCGCUUCAUCGUUAGGAUUAUUUCUGACAGCUCAACUUUUCCUGCGUUACUCAGUGCUUGGAUCUUAGCAGGCCUGCAGUGUUUUUGGAAGAGCAACUCUGACAGAACUGAACAUAAAAAUGCUGAAGUCGUAUGCAUAAGUGUAGAAAUAUGAAGCUUUGUUUUCCAGGUUUUUUUAGAUGCAUAACUAAACUGCUGCCCUCUGUAACCCCACUUUGAGUCUGGAGCAUUGUCAUGCCUCACUAUACUUAACUGUGCUGUAAGUAAAUACCUCCUAGAAAUUUGUCUUUUCCCUCCAUCUGUUUGUCUGAAAUACCACGGCCAUCACUCAGCGUAAAUGAUGAUGUAGAAAAAGCCCCAUAUGUUCAGACAAGCAUAUGGAAGCAGUUAUUGCUGCGCUCCAUAGGUACAGUAACUUAAUCCGUGUAUACAUUCUGAGCCCGUGUUCCCUUUAUAAUCUCUGCCAUACCCUGGCACUCCUGACGUUAAUAAAAUGAUGUGUUUACAUAUCGCUGGAGGCUGAGGGCUCUGCUUCUGCAGGCUCUUACUAAUUCUAGUCUAUUUUUCUUUUUUCCCCAACUGAACUUCAAUGCAUCCAUGUUUCAGUCUCAAACUCCAAGCUGCUCUGCACACCAUGGUUCCUCUCUUUACUGCACUCCAAAACCACAAAUUUAAAUAUUUGCGGUGGUGUAAUUGCCAGUGUGGGUGACAGGCUCUAACGGUUACUGUACUUUGAAAUGUUUGACUCUUUUCACAGACAAUUAAGGUUUGCUCUUAUGCUAUUUAGGUUGGUAGGGCCACGCUAAAGUGAAUACCCCUGGGUAAGCGAGGCUGUAAUAAAUGGACGGUUUGGCCCGUGUGCUGUGGCUCAUGACAGAGGUUGACAUGAACUCAUAACUCACACAGAGCACCUUGACAUGUCAGUAUGUGGGUAGCUCUCGGCACCGGAGCAGGGAAAUAGUCACUUAAUACACUGUACUUAGUGAGACCAAUGCAGAGUCUGAAAGUCAGUGUGCUGACAGAGGAAAAAUUUUAAUAGCAAAGACAAAACAUGACCUAAUACGAUGUUAUAUUUCACCAUGAAUAUAACGAAUAUAAACAUACAGGAGGAAAAAGCUCAGACAUAGGCACCGCACCAGUAGCUCUUCAUUUAUUGAUUUACUGUACGGCUCAUGACUGGUGCCAGGAGCUGCAGCUAUAACAAGUCUGAGCCAUAACUAAAACGAUUCAUUAUGUAAUACCCCAGAAAAAUAGGCAUGAGUUAUAAUAAAUGUAACCCUGGACUGUGUGUGCAAAUGAAAAAAAUAUGGAAGUCCAAAACUGUUUCUGUACCUGGCUGGACACAUAUUGAUUUCUGCUCUGAAGAUUGGCGCUCUAAAAUGGGUGUUAAUGGGACUCACUGGGCUUUUGGAGCCAUCCCCAAGUGGACAGUCAAGGUACUGCAGUUUUGUUUUGAUUUUUUUGCACCCCCACACUUGCUUCAAAUUUCAGCUUUAAAAUCAGUAAUGGUAGCACUCUACUGCUGCACACAGACGUUUCAGGGAACAUCCAUUCUUCUGAGAAACAAAAGAAAAAAGAAAAACUCAGUUUGCCAGAAACCAUCGAAGAAAGGCUGAUGUCUAAAAAGUCUGCACAGCAGUAAAGAAGAAUUUAUAUGAUACUGGAGUGCUGUCCUGACUAUUUUAUUUGAUAUCAUUUUCCUAAGAAUUCGGCACCCACUUAUUACUUAUGGUGAGCACAGUUUUUAAGCUUAUUACCUUCAUAUUUCAGCUCUUGAGGUUGCCACUUAGAUGGAGACCACAUUAAAAUGCCUAAUUUUAGGGCAGAAUGAAGUACGUUUAAAGCCUGGUACUAAAACAGGCUUGGUCUCUUCAUCACUUCUUUAUUUUUACAGACUGAACCAUGAUCAGUGUUUUAAUAACAAGUUAGUUCUGGACAUAUUUUGACUAGAAGUUAUGCAUAAUGAGACCCAGUCAGGGUCUUAAAUACUUCUUGAAUACCACAGCCCCUUUACAGUUCUAAUGACUGUUUCUGAGAUAUUUUUGCCCCUAUGUGUAUCAAGAAAUCUCUGCAGGCAGUCCAGAGUCUUGCUCAGCAAAAUAAGCUUAAAGUGAAAAACCUCCCACUGAACCUUAGAGAUGACUACCUGCUGUGUUCACGCACAGAGGUUCAGUGCAUGUGCGAAGGAGAUGUAAAUAAACCAAGCCUGAUUAAAGGAAUAUCUCAAUAGACUUGUAUGAUUCGGCUAUAAAAGCAAACUGAUGUAGAAUAAGAUGAAGCUGGAAUCAUGAGACAAGGUGCUGUAAGAUAUUUCAUCUUUUUUAACAACCUCUUUCUUCAAGAGAAUCCAGGGGGUUGGAUAGUAAAAUUUAAAGACAUCAUUUUAAUCCCUUUUUUAUGUUAACUGCUUGAACCUGCCAGACUUUGCAAUUGUCCAUUCUCAGACUUUAAAUUCUGCUCUAAAUCCCCAGACCAAACCCUACACAUACCUGGCCCGGAUCCUGUCUGUGUUACUUUCACCCUGAGUACUACAUCACUGCAGCCAGAGGUUUUUUCUCUGUUGAGUUUUCUUCCCCAGAUGGUGUGAAAGUCAAAAACGCGGUGCUUUUUCACAGCACCUCUCGCUCAUAAACAGCCAGUUUACAACUGUUUGGGGCAGUCGCUGACAUGAGUAUGCGCAUGUCAUACAGCACCAUUAAAAAUCCAGACCAGACCUACCACACACUUGGUAGCAUGCAGGCUGGGGUGAAACAUCUGCCAGACCUGGACUAAGUCCCAGAUUUGGGUUUGAAUGACACCUUUAUACAACAUUUUUAGAAAUGUUUUGAGUUUGUAAGAAAUUUCCUGUAGAGUGAACUCCUACCAGAAUGAAGGAUCUAUAUAAAAUUUUUCUCUUUGCCACCGCCAGGCCCCCACCACAACUUUCAGAUCAAAUUACAUCUUCAGUAUUACAGUGUCAUAUAAUACAGAAAAACAGAGUUCAUUUGGCUGUAAUGUGUCUUCAUGUUGUGACUCUUGCUUUCAGGAGCCUGUGUUUAAAAUCACAGACAGUUUUAGGCAGUUUUAUAGAAGCUUUUGGUAAGAUUUUAUGAUCACUUUCAUUCAAAAGUGUCUAAUUUACAGCUAUUAGAGUACAUACAUUAAUAAAUUCAUGUAAAAUCAUUAGUUUAUAUAUAGUUUAUUGUAUCAUAACUAGGGGUGUCUCGAUGCAACUUUUUUACUUCCUAUACGAUACAGAUGUCGUAGCCUUCAAUGUUAACUGAUACCGAUUAUUGAUCCGAUAUUGGCUCAAAAUUGUGUAUGACUAGUUUUGCACUCAGCUGCAAUGUCUUUUUAGGACUUCAACAAAAAAUACUGCCACACAGCCGACAUCAUUCCAACUCUUUGCUACUUUGUCUUUACCCUCUGCAUGCUGGAUCAGGGCACUGUUAGAUAAAGGUGCGGGAGUGGAGUCUGCAGUGGACGGCUUGCAUUGGAGUGCUGAUAUCAGAGAUUUCAGAUGCAGUCCGAUAUAAUCCGAUUUUUUUAUUUUUUUUUGCUGAUAUUGGACCGAUAUCAAUAUUGUAUCAGGACACAUAUUGGGGAUCAUAACUGAUAAUAGACAAUCAUGAUCAUCUAGUCAUAAGGUUAGGAAACUAUCAAGAGUUUAUUUAGGCACAUGUCAAACCCUUCAACAGUAUUUGUUAAUGUUUAAUGUCAUAUCCAAACAAUGUAAAUAAAAAGACCCCAUACUGUUCUCACACUCUUGGUUUGUAAAACAUCAUUUAGGCUGUUUAACUUUUAUCUCACCAUUAAAUACCCUAUUAAAUACCCUUCAUGUAAAUAUUUCAUAAAUACUUAGUAAAGCCUUCAUGAUUCUUCUUUUCUACCUGAUCCUCAGAGGUAUCAUGUUUGUCCGUCCUACCCUAUUCCAUCUUUUUCUGUUCUACUACAAGCUAACAUGUUUACGACCCUGAAUACAACCAGAUAAGCCUGAGAAACUUUUCAGCAGAGGGAUGUCAGGGCCGUCUGUGAUACAUCAUCUGCUACAUCUCUCUCUCUCUUCUUAAAUAGGAGGAUAAAGCUGUCAGCCCCUCUGAAUGACUAACCGUUUGCUGUGCUGCUGAGUGAAAAGCACCUAAAUGUAUAGAUUUUGUUGCGCUCAUCGGGUCAAAGGCCUCGGUCUCUGUACUUGAAGGACAUAUUUCAUACAGCCCACACUUCUCUCCCGGCCGUGGCGGUGCACGCUUGUCACAACAGCUUGUCGUGAUUUAUUGAAAGAGUUGAACUCUUCACCCCUGACCCCAUUCAAACCCAGCAGUAUUUCCUUCUGCACCUGGAAUGAGCUCUUAACAUGCCUGCCUAAAGGCUAAACUUUAAUUUGGAGCAGAAAUACCUCACUGUUGUAUGAAAGGGAAAGGGAAAAGAAAAUUAUAGAUGUAGGUGGGGAACAGCAGUGCAGCUAUUGAUGAUUGGGAGACGGAUUGUUAUGAAGGAGCCGUCCCUUUUCAUUUUGGGGGAAAAAAACAUAAAGAAGAGGAACACACCGCCUAGAGGGGAUGAAGAUAUGAAGAGACAGAGGGAUCACAAUUCUUGUUUGAUUUAUGGCUUCCACUCUCUCUUUCCCCACCCGUCUUCCUCUGUUUCUUUCUUAUGUUUGAAUGGAGCCAGUGAGCACUUACUGGGAUUUCAACAUUAAAAUUUAGUUUAAAAAAACCAACUUUAUUUUAAUCAUUUUUUACCCAGCAAAAAAAUGUCUACAUUAUUAAAGUGCUUCAUAACGCCACUUUUUUUAAAAUUGUAAAUAUUUAUAAUUUUCAGCACUAACAGAUGAACAGACGUGGUUAAUCUGAUUGUGUUUUUCCUGCAGUAGCCGACAUGCAUCCUAUACAAAGCUGUAAUUUCAAUACAUUCUAAUUUGCACACAAAAUUCUUGGAUACUUGGAUACAUUAUGGGCUGUGUAAUAUUAACAAGAAGGUUCAGUGACAUCUUAAAAAAAGCAGUUUCAACCAAAUGCCAUAGUAGGAAAAAGAAGACAGCAUGUAUUCAGGCACUUUGGCUGCCUAAUGGGGCCCUCACACCAAGCACGAGUAAAAUCACGUGAAUCUGGACGCAUGGAUGAAUAGUAUUUACUCACUACAUCUGCGCGUCAACGAUAAUUUUAACGGUAAUCCCUGCCAAUUUAACUGGUGGGAUCAAGUGACAGACGAAGGGUUUUACAAUGUACCAGGUAAUCCGACCUCCUCACUCACUUGCCUCCAGGCGGUUUUGAUAAUUAAAAGAAAUUGUAUCAUAUAAUUUGGGGCACCCACACACACGCUGACACCAUCAGUUUGUCCUCAAGUUUAGAUACCAGUGAACAACCGUCUGUUUUCAUUCAUCACCCGGAAACCUUCAUGCUGAUUAGUUAGUGCGAUGCGAAUAUCUGCUGAAGUUGUGACAUUUUCAGCUCACGCCCAUUUCGGGUCAUUCACGCCACCAGAGUAGUAGGAGUAUCUAAAUUGACUUAACAUGUAAUUCAUUUGCGCAAAUGAUUUUACUCACGCUUGGUGUGUGGAGACAGUCUGACCAUGAAGGCAAAAAGUCCCUUCAGUAAUUGUAAGUGAUGAGCCCAUCACUCCUCAGAGCUCCUGAUUGAGAUUUGCAUUGAACUAAAUGCAAUGUGAACAGAUUUUCUUACUUCCUUAGAUGUGUCAUUUUAUGCAGAAACAGACCUUGAAUAUAAAGGAAAGCACGUUUUACAGUAUCACUGUCUGUGUUUUUGUAUCUCUAGAACUACUUUGAAACUAGAUAUUUAAUUCAGGCUUUAUUGGGAUAUCUUGGUCUCAUACACCUAAUAAAGCUAGUUAUAGAUAUUAUUUAAAUUAAGCUGAACACAACAGGUUUAUUCAUUAAUGAGAUAGUUUUGUGGACUUCUAUGAUGCUGUUCCCAUAAUAUAAUGUGAAAAUGAAAUAACAUCAGAGAUUAAAAAUUAACAAACCAUUUUAUGAACCCAUGUUAACAAUCCUACAUUGGAUUUUCUGGUUGUUGUAUUUGGUCUUUUAAGGGGCCAAAUGAAAAAUUCUUAUCAUGAAAGCAAAUUUUUUUAUUUGUUGGGGUUGUUUCAGAGGCUGUAAAGAGGCACAGAUGUAAAACUUGGCUAUUUUGGGUUUGGAUGUUACCCUUAAACACCUGGAAAGAAAGAAAGAAAAAAAAAACAAGCCCACAGUUCUAUCUAGGUUAACAAGUUAGUAAGGGUUAGAGGAAAACAAGAUCAGGCAUGAUUUGAGAGAAACAGAUGUUGGUAAUUGACAAAAAGAGACAAAUGGUGUAACUGAAUCUGGGUAAAAGAGAUCUGACAAGAAAAGACAGGGAUGAAGGGAGAGCCAAAGUGACCUUAAACAGCCAAACACAGCAGGUUUGUGAAUGAACAGACCUCUCCUGUGGAUCUGCUUGUAGUUAUAACUCAGUCCUAAAUCACAGAUGAUGCACAGGCCUCACUUGACAACUACAAAAUCCUCCGCAGAUUACUCCGGCUAAAUAGGCACAAAAUUGCUCUUUAAGCCACAUGUUUCAAAUCAAAGCUUAGUGAGAGAAACAUCUGAGAAAAAAAACUACAAAGUAGAAAUUAAAAAAUGUGAGCAGGCAUCUGACUCCCCUUGGUUCCCUUUUCUGGAUGGAGGAAAGCUGAAUAGAGAGUCACAGCAGGACAUCAGGAGGGGUGUGUUUUUAGAGGAAGCAGUCUCGAGGCGUAGUAUGCAAACUGCAGGAAUAUAUUAGGUGGGUCUGGAUUGGCAUAAGCACAUUUGAAAAGAAUCAAACUGAAAAGAGGAGCUAGUACAACUCCAGAACUCAUGCUGGUUGAACAGGUCAAAUGAUUGCGAACAAACCACCAGAGUGCAAGACUCAGGACUUUGUCUCUAUCAUACAACAUUGCUGGUCAUGUAUAUUUGAAGAAAUCAAUCUUACCUGCUUGCAUUGGUUAACUUAGGAUGCAUUUCUCUGUGAACAGUUUUGUUGGUUGCUGUUUCUGGUGUUUUUAUUGUUGAUAAGGUUACAUGGCUGACAUUCAAAAUUUGUUUUUUGUUAUGUGUUGAUUUUGGCACCCCCUGUGGACAUUAGGGCUGCAGCUAACGACUAUGUUAAUUGUCAAAUAGUCACGGACCUGGAAACGAUUCAUUAACUAAUUGGAUAAUUAUAUUUUUCUAAAUAUUUAACAUUUUCACCUUAUCUAGACUAGAGUGCUCCCAAACUUAGGAGGUUUUUAAACAAGUACUCGUAGCUGCUGUGUGGGACGCCGGCGCCAGCAUGUUUGAAUACCCUACUGCUCGGCUGAGACACUAUUAAACAUGUGUGACUCUAGGCAGAGAUCAUAAUGAAGUAAGAUAUCUCACUCCACUGGAAAAAAAUACGUCUGGCGACAAUAGUCGACCAUGGAAUUCAUUGUCGACUUUUUCCAUUAUCGAUUUUUGUCAUCAACGUCAACUAGCCCUAGUGGACAUGCAGUAAACUUCGCUGUAAACUUUUGCUGUAGAAAAUGUAGCUUUGAAGAUCUACCUGUAUUUGACUCCAACCCUCUCCAGCAGGAGUUUCAGACAUUCAAAAGGACCAGAAAACAAUGCUGGUGGUCUUGUUUGCUUUUGUAGCUCAUACAGAGGCAACAUUAAGAAUUUCAGUCCAUUUUAUUACUAGCUUAUAACUCCUUGUUGUAGCUUUAAAGAUGAUAUUUAUUAAGUUAUAAAUGAUAUAUAGAGAACAAAAAAAUGAUAGUUCCUCAGAUUUGAUGAUUGGUGGCUUUUCCAUGGUAACAAUAUUCUUAUUUGCCUAUUUGGGGAUUGCAUUAACUUCAAAUUCAAUGUUUGUACUCUAUAUACUUAUUAUAUAUUUACAGCUUUUUAAAUUAACUUCUCAUACUUUUAUAUGCAACUUUUAUGUUUAACAGAGCAAACUUUUUCAGCCAACCUUAACUCAGGUGACUCCUUUAUCGGCUGUAUGACUUUCCUCUUAUGCUUUUAUUGUGAAAAUACUCGACUGGAACGCUCAGAGCUUGCCAGUUAGUCAGAACGACUUACUUUUACCCAAUAUUCUUGCUUUGAUCACUUUUUAAUUCGACCACAGUGAAUGAGCCGGUGUGUGUGUGUGUGUCUAAGUAUGUGUUGGAGUGCCAUCAUUUCUUGGCAGAAAGUAGAAAACUGAGCAGUGCUCUGAGAGGGAGUGUAGAGACUGUUGCAGCCUGACAGAUGUAAUCCCAAACUACGUCUCCAAAGCGCCGCGUGCCACCACAAAGUUUGAGUGAGGGUUUAUUUAAAAAACAACUUCACACCACAGGCCUCUUAUGCGCUCUGUUUCUCAUUUAUUCUCAGCAUCAUUUUGAACACGCUCAGAGCGCUCUCAAGAAAACUCAUGCUCACAGUUUAGCCGUUUUAACUCCGACGAUAAACAUGACAGAGCCAAAUUUAUAUAAAAGACGAGGCCCAGAGCCGAGAGAAAGUUGUUGAAAUUGGUGAAUGUUUUGUAAUGAAUCUUCUUAAUUACCACAAGUGAGGCCGUUUUUCACUUGAAGCACUUCAUCUGUGAACCAAACAAACCACCCUGUCCAUCAUUUCUGUCAGAUUCCCACAAUAAUGUUUCUCAGAGAUAUCAUAGGCUGUUCUUUAACAGAAUAUAAAUCAUGAAUGUUUUUUUCUGAGGCACUUACUGCACAUGAGUCCUGUAAAUCUCCAAAUGCGUCGUCUAAGAGAAAAUAAAUUUGCUCACAGACACUGUUAGUUAUAUGGAGAGUAACAGACAAGGAACGUAAACAGAAAGUUUAACUGUAUGGCUUAAGUUUUAUGCUGACCAAUAAGGAUCUUUUCUGCAAACAUCAUGAAAAGAAAAGAAGAAAAUAUUUCCAGAAUCACUUUCCUUCUUUACCUGAAGAGAGUCAGAUUUAACAAUAAAGUUGGAAAACCUACAAACCAAACCCAGAUAUUGCUUCGAGCAGCCCUGGCUCUGCUCUUGUCUCUUGUCUGCAGCAGACUUUACACGGGCACAGAGUCAAAAUCUCGUCUACGCAGCCUCAAUGGAGACGUGUUUCAGUGGUAAAACUAAAGACCUUACAGGAUGCUCUUAUCCUCAGCUAUCAUUGUCUGGCAUCUGACAACUUAACAUUCCUGUGUUGUUGUGCAUGCUUUUCUCUUUCCCCUCUGUUCUUGUUUUCAUGUCUGUGUUAACAUUAGCUUUUUCCGCCUGGCCUUGUCGUAUUUUUUGUAAGUCUUCUGUUGCUUUCAUCCUCUUCAUCCUUCACCUCUACUUCAGUGUCCCAAACGGUGAUUGGUAUCAGUUUUGCCAUCAAGAUGUGACCUGCUGGAUUCAUUGUCCCUCUGAACGGUGUGUCUCGCCAUGGCUGAAGGAAGCAGAAAGAGAGAUAUUUGGCUGCUUGAGAUGUUAGCAUUCUUUGGCCUGACUUGAGAAAGGUUUGUUUCACAGAGCGGAGGUGUGUUUGUGCCUUCGGGUGCUGUUUUGUGUCUUUCAGAUUAAUGCAGCCAUAUCACAGCUGUCUUUUAUCACUGUUUUCUCACAUCACCGGUAUCCCACAAUAACAAAAGAGUCCAUGGAAGAACUGAAUAGCAAAGCUCUUUUAUUCCUUAAGCAGUUCCAUUUUUAUCAACUUUAAAAUCUCCUGAUUUUAAAGCUCCUGUGAGGAGGGUCAUGAAAUUCACUGAAGUUCAUCUUUGUGCCUUUUCAUGGUACUGGAUUAAGAUCCAUGGCUUUGGCUUGAGGGUACUCUCUCUUAUCCCAGCCUCCAGUGCUUGCCGGAGGUCUGGUACCUGCCUGACUUGGUGGUGAGUAUGUAAACACAGCCCUCACUUUGGUUAUAAAGGGACCGUCUGGCAAGUUCCCUGAGGAAGUAGGUCAUAAUCCUUAUUCUCCGAGUCAACAAAACACAUGCCAACUCCCAUGCACCCUCUGGAAGUCCUGAAAGGGUAGGAAAAAAUGUAUUCGAAGGAUUUUCAACCUCUUCUGCUGUAUCUAUAACUUACAUUUCCACAACUUUGGUUUUUCCCAUUUCCAUUUUCCAGAGAACAGGUCAAUUUAUAGAUGCGUAUUUGCUCAGAAAACACCACCCACAUGAGGUGAGGAGGCCUGAGACAAAAGCAAAAAGAAAUAUUGAGACUUUGUAAAAUGAACCAAAGCCAACAAUGUGCCUGUCAAGCCUAAUGUUGAAUUAUACAUCCUCUGCUAAGUUCACCACUUUGGUCUGUACUGUAAACAUCCUAAAAUCAGAUUGCCCUGAAAAUCAAUGUCAGUAUUCAUGGUUCCCAGGGGUUGACUCCAGGCUGCAAAGCACAUGUUCCUCAUUCAGAAGUUGUAAAUGCUCUUCUGAAAAAAAAUCAAGACUUACUGUAGUUUUACUGUUCAAAAGUGUGGGUGCUGUAAAAAUGAAAAAUCAUUUGACUGUGACAGUUUCUGGGGAAAUGAUGUCUUCAUUUUCAGAAACAAGGUCCAUACAGUAGGUCAUUAAUGAGUGAGCAGCAGAAGUACUAGAACAACAUGUGGAGGUUUAGUUUGGCUCAGUCUGCGGUUUCACUCCUCUAAUGGAUUUCUCUGGGUCUAAAUCAAAAGGGGUUUUUUUUCUGUCUAGUACUCUUUCAAACAUGAAUGAACUGAAUCACAUGUAGUUUUGUUUUUAUAAAGUUAAUUUUAAUGAGUUAAUGUGCACAAGAGCACAGCUGAGAAAUGCAAAUGGUUGGAGCGCAGAUUUAAUAUGCUAUCGUUUGCAUGGAUGACUUUUCAAGUUUUUUAUUGGUGGGUUUGUAGGCAAAAAUACUUAUAUAAAUAUAUCUUCGCCUUGGCUCCUAGCUUUCUCUUCUGCACCAUUUUAUAAAGCGGGGUCAUAUCCUGCAGAGAGUUAGGAUCAAAAUGACAAUAUAUGUAAAGCUACAUCGUAGUUAAUUGAAUCCAGGCUAUAUGGCUCAUACUUAUAGCUUUCUUUCCAUGGCCUAUCUAGUGGCGAAGAACCCUGGUGCCUGCUUGGAUGAGUAUUAUAUCAACAUUGGGAGACUCCACAACACCACAAGUUGGCUAUGGUAGAUAUAUGAUGCAAGUUUCACUUAAACAAACACAUCAACUGCUUUCUAGUAAUUGAAUUGUGGCAAAGAUUUCUUAACGUACAGUACUGGCCAUGUGGUUUCUGGAUGACUGUGUGGGCUUUUUGAUAAGGUUUUAGCGACCCACUGCCAAAGGUUUAUACCCCUGAGAGGAAGAGUCUUUGCAAGGACAUUGUAGAAACCCCCUCUGUUCCUGAAGAGUCACCACGAGGUUGACUGUUUUUGUUUUUUUUCAAAUGAAAGGUCUCCAGCAACGGUUGUGGUGUACAGUCAAGCGAUUUGACCCAUUCUCACACCACACGCCACACUUGACAUUUCUCAUGCUUAUUUUUCCCCAUUCAAUAUUUAUUUUUUUAAUGAUAAUAAACCUGACUUGCCCUAGUUCGAGUAACUCUGAUUGGCUGACCAAGGUAACCUAUCCCAGACCAAUCCAUCAGUCCUUUGUGCCUAAAUCUAACCAACCCCAAAAGGCACCGCGCAAUAUAAACCAAUCAGGAGCAACGUUAGGCGGGUCUUGGCAUCUCAAACUAUCUUUCACACACAACAGCGCCAACAUUUCAAACCAACUCAAUGCAGUAUUGACAAAUAAAUGUAUUUUGUCAAAAUUCUUGUUACAAUUUUCAUUUCUAAUUUCUGGUAAAUUAAGAAAGGCAUUAGGGAGAGCAGCUGGCAGCUGUCAUGGAGGUGAAGACAUCAGUCUUAAGGUAUAAAUUGACAUAAAAAAGGCAAAAAAAAUUUUUGCUGAACACAUACUGCUUAAGUCUGACUAUUGUCAUUUUCUGAAACUUGGCAGCCUUGAUAUAUACAUAUAUAUAUAUACAUAUAUAUAUACACACAUAUAUAUAUAUAUAUAUAUAUAUAAAAGCAUACCUACCCCCUCACAGCGUUUACAGGCAUUAAAAAAAUACAAUAUCAUUAUCGUCAGUCUUUUUGUAAGUGCCCACAUUCCUGAUCUGUACAUUAUACAGAUUUAUUAUUGCUCAUUACAGUCUGAUUGAUAACCUAUCAAAAACUCCACACAGGAGCUUUCAGAGCCAGCUUUUGCUGUGCACAUAAAAAGCAACAUUGUGGCUGAAAACUGAAAAGCCAUCCCUUAUUUUUGUAAAAUGAGCAAAAUAUCAUCCAUAAAAGUCUAAAAAUACAGCAUGGUGCUCUUAAGAAUGAUGUAUACUUUUUAUCUGACCAAAAUUGAUAGUAGAAGGAGGAUGAAGCAGAGGCUCAAAGACUUUAUUACAGAGCUACCACAUUGAAUCACUCACAGCUAGCUUGACAUUAUCAAUCAAAUUUCCCUCUCAAAAGAAUAUGCCAACAUUGUCAAAUAAAUUGGACAUGAACAGCUACAGAUGGGAUUUUAAUUCAAUACAGGAGAGAACUCACUGUUCAUCAAAAACAGGAUCAUUUAAUCAGGAAGAAGAAGAACUGCUUUGCUAGCAGAGUCUGUGUUUCCAGACACUUGAUACAUGCUGUAAUGUGGAGCUGGCAUUGUUGGAAAACACCAGGCUGACUGUGAUGUCUCUGCCAGGGGAUAACUAAUAAUUUUCCUGUUAUUUGCCUUUGACGUGACUGUCACUUUUAUUGAUGGCUGCUUCUUCUUAACUUGAGGUUUUCUUGUCUGUUAGCAGCUCUGUGAUUUUCCAGUGAAAUCGUUGGAUGGUUUGUGCUUCCACUGUCCCAGAAAUGUCAAAUCCUAGAAUUCAGUCUAUUAUUUAGUUCUGACAUCAAUUUCAGUAGCUUAACUUUCUCUUUUUAAUACCUCCCUAUGCCUUAAAUUUAUAAGGACUGAUGUCUGUAUAAACCCUCAUGGCAUCAAAUUGCCAAAGAAGUCAAGAGAGCUUAAAAAAACGAGCUGAUUUGGAGUUUCUUUUUUAUGCCGAAAGUUUGCAGCUUUAUGUCAUGGGCAGUAAAUGGUAUUGCAAGGUAAGAGUCUGCAGCAGACACCUCAUUGUCAUCCUCCCAAACACAAGACUUCAUUCAGGCUCCAGCAGCAGUGAUUAUGGGCUGCAGGGUUCAGCUGACUCAUGCAGACAAACAGCUAGCUAAAAGGCAAUGUGGGGUAGAAUGGCUUCAGUGCUGCCUGCAGCGCUUGUUUAUCCAACAUGCUGUAAUGUUAUGAGAACUGAUGCUCAGGCCGUGGUUACAAGCUGUAAUGUAAAUAUUAAUGUGUAUGGAAAAGGAAGGCUAUUUAAGGCUUACCAUAUGUUGUAAUAAUUUGAGCCUCUGAUUGUGGAGACUGGUCGUCUUUUGAAGGGUGGAUACCGCCCUGCUUGUCAUUUGAUGUUGAUCUGACUGCCUCCAGGUGUGCUGAAAGGUUUCACUGUAGUUAAAUACAAAUGUGUUUUAGGAAAGAUUAAACUGUUUUUUGACAUACAGUAUAAUUGUUUUGAUUGGUCUGUACAUUAGGUACCUGUUCAAAACAUAGAAAAUCAUCAUAUUUCAAACAGAGUUCUUCGGGAGGGUUCAAGGUGAGACUAUAAAAUGACAGGAAUUAGGUGCAUCCACCUUUAUUGGCUGAAAAGACAUAAAAUAAUUGAUGAAUAUUAGUUUAUGCAGUGCCAAAUACUUAAACAAGCUUAUCAUUUCACCUAAGAGCAGGUACAGGUUUUUGCAAAAAGGUUCAUAAAUACCAAAUAUUGACACUGUCAGUAUAAAGCUGUCAUCAGUUCUUACAUCGAGGUGUUACAGUUAAAUUGGCAAGCAAGCAGAAGAGGCAACACUGAAAUGAUGCAGAUGAUUCAAGAGCAAAUCCCUUCUAUGCAGACUCUGACUCCAAAUAUGCCUGGUGUCAGAGUUGUACUGGGGGGUGUUUUGGCCUUACUUUUAUGUGGACAUGUCAACUCUUUUGAUAUGCAGUCAACAGUUUGGAAAAACUUUGAGUGUUUAGUCUAGUUUUAUGAAGUUUAUUAUUUAGUUUGUCUGGAACCAAGUACAAGACAGACAGACAGCGAUUCUCAACUGAUGGGUUGUGACCAAAAAGUGGGUCAUAGACUCGGCAUCUGCCUGGGCAAAAAAAGUAAAUAAAUUAAAUCCUGUGCUUUUACUUUGAAGGGCACUGACUACAUGAGAUACGGGUUUACAAAGGAGCACGAAAACCAACUUAUUAUUAGUAAGAAAUGACUUUUCAGUAUCUCUACAUUCUUGAAAUAUAGUGUCUUUAAGAUGCACUUUUUGAUUUCGUUUCAAAUGCAGCUAAUUGAGUGUAAAAGGAAAUAUUUCCCUCUUUAUUAUCGCCACCUGUUGGUCUUUUUGGUUAAUGAUUAAACUUGUUUUUUUUUUGCUUGUUAGUACAUUAUGAUAUUCAGCAUAUUUUUUUUUAUACAGAUAAAUUUGAGAAGUCGGAAAUUUCCUCAAUUUGGGUUGCAGCUUGUCAUUCAGGGGUGAUAGUGGGUCGCGAGGCCAAACCAGCUGAGAGCCACUGGUCUACAGUAUAUAAAGAUUUGUUGUUCCAGUUUUAGCUGAUCUGCUAGAUUUCAUCUGCAGUCCCUGGGCAGCUAGACACACAAGCAAUAGGAAACAUAUCAAACAAUUUUUGAGUUUGAUUACAAGAUAUAAAGUUUAAAUAUAGUUCAACACAAAGUUGUUCCCUGAAGAGGGCUUUGAAAUAAAAAACCUGUGCUUUUCUACAACCAUCUUAACUCUGUGCUUCCAUGUAUAAACGUCAUAGCAUGUAGUGUGUUAACUCUGAAUGAGAGCUUUCAGUUCUGUCCUUGCUUUUUAUCUCUACCAUCUCCCCUCUCUGAGAGCUGCAGGAAAGACUUACAGUCCACAUAUUGUGCAUUGAUAUUCAUGUUUUGGCCCAUUUUAUGGAUUUAAAAUGUAUGAAAUUGGCCUACAUAAAUAAUCUGUGGAAGUAUAUGUCAGAUUUCCCUCCAGAAGUGUGUUUCUUGAACUGUGGGGUGGACCCUCACAUGGGCUGCAGGCCUGUUUCUAAUGAGAGUCUAAAUGAACGUGAUCACUACAUAGGAUAAAUAGAAAACAAAUGGAGUGACACAUACUGAGCCUUGAGUUUGAACACCGUGAAAAUUUCCAGAUCUGGACAAUCAGAGAGCUGGUUCAGGUGGAUCAAUUCAAAGAAGAGCAGAGGAGAGGACAAAAAAACUCUGUUUAGAGCUGGAGCAAAAAGAAAUGUUUUCAUUUCGAUUUGCCGUGAGACAAGCAACAAGCAGAAAAACUGAUCCUGAUUAUGUGAGUCAACAUGUUUAACAAAGCCAUGUGAUGGAAACAUCUGGGGAACCAGUGCGGCUGAACCAAAGUUAAUACAGUGCAGAGGAAUGCAAUAGAAGCCCCACAACAUCAGCAUUCUUACAAUUAUCAUGUGUGUUUUGUUUUGAGGCUAACAUGGAAACACUGAAGCAAAGUAAAUAUGGAUGUAGUUUUGCUGUGUGCGGUGAGUCACUGUGUGCAACUCAAAGGUACAAAAAUGUCCUCUCUGACUGGGAUGUUGAUACAAUCUGUGUGUAGCAGGAUUUUUGUUAAGGUUGCACAAUUUUUUCUCUUGAAAGAAUUUGAAAGCGCUCAUAAAACAACUCAAGAACUGCUCAUUAAUUUCCUGUUAGUGUUUGAGGCAUGUUUGAUGAGAUUGAUAAGGUUCAAAUGCAUCAUGAAAGGCAUUGCAUACUGUCUGUCUUUUCCUGAUUAACCCAUUUAAAUUCAUAUUUUGAACCUCAGUGUUAGAGCUGUUCGUAUGUCGUCUGGUCUGCAUACAUCUUACUUGCCUGGUGUAAAUAUCACCCUUCUGACCCACCAAUAAAAAGUGAAAGGAGAAGAUACAUCAAAGUAGAAUUAAAUUGCUUUAGGUGGCACUAAUGGUGAACAUAAUGGUGAAUCUCUGUGUGUAUUUUAGUUGUCUAAAUCCUUCAGCAUAUCUCUACUAUGCUUGCAGUUACUGUAGACCAACAUGCAAAGUGCAAAUCAGGACUAAAAUCCCCCAAGUGGGUAUCAGCUUCUGAGAGAGAGUACACUGUUGACUGAAAUUUCUAACAUGGCAGAAAUUCAUCAAAUCAGUUUGGAGGGGCUUAUCAGGUCAUAUUCAACCCAAGUGGUCCAUUCCAAAAUCAGUUACUCAACUCAAAAAUCUUCUGGAGUCGAACAAACACUGUAUCAAAUGAAUGAAUUUGCAUGGGGAAAAAUAUGUUGUAAAUAAAAACAGCAACCAGCAAACCCUGACCCAUUCAAACAUAACAGUCAGUAUGUUCACAUGCACAUUUAAGUCGACGAUUAUGUUGACAAUUUGGCUGGACCUCUGCUACGGUAGGUGCAACAUGUCCCCUUUCAGGUCAUAACUUCUGGAUUGAAUUUAUACAAACCAAAACAAUCUACAAAAGACGUCAGCAAGUGGCAAACAGAAUAUGCAUCGAAAAAUAAAACCCUCACUUUUACAGCUCUUAAACUUUUGUCGUUGCAGUACAAAAGUUUCCUCUUGUUUACGCAGCAACAUAUUUAUACUUUACAACUUCCUGGACCAAAGCAGAGAAAAUUGGUCCAAUUAUAAGAAGUCUGUGGGAGAUGUCCCUAAGGUUCCUUUUAGGGAAAUAAAAAAGAAAAUCUAUUGUAGGUUUAAAUUUAAAUGAAAGUGAUUUUCAUUUGAAUUGUUUCACUUUUUAUACAUUUUUGCGUAACAUGCCUCAUGGUAUCUUUUGAUUGCAUACUUAACUAUUUGCUUUUGAUACUCCUCAAACUGAAAAAAAAAAAAAAAAAAAAAAAAAAAUAUAUAUAUAUAUAUAUAUAUAUAUAUAUAAAAAAAAAUAUAUAUAUAUAUAUAUAUAUAUAUAUAUAUAUAUAUAUAUGUAUUAGUAAAUAAACUGGUUACAAGCAGCAAUUCCCUGUUCCACCUUUCACAUUUAUAGAAAAGGACAUUUAAAUAUAAAACUACUUGAGAAAUAUAAGGGCACUUACGGGACACUUAAUCAUUGUCAGGUAUUCAGUUUCUUAACAUUUUCCCUCUGCUGCUUUAUAUACACAAUUUGACUUUUCACUCUCUUUCUUCCAUCCUGACUGAAACCAAAGAAUGAUUUAUUGCUUGAUACCAGCUAUAAGCAGUAUGAGGGGCAAACAAAGGGGCAAUUGUCACAAAUCACCUGGCACAUUUUGGCCUCAAAGUUUACUGGGCUUGCCAAAGGCUACAUCAUACAUGAGACCUAAUUUUAGGAAAAUACAGCUUUUUUAAAAACAUAAUUUUCGUCUCCUACCCCCUUCCUCCUUCCCAGCAAUCAAUCAUUUUCAAUCAAGGAUGUCUGAUUUUCAUUUUUGUUUUUAACUCCAUGACAAGCGGAAGGUUGGUCACUCCCCUCCAAGAAAAAGGUGCUGAUGGUCUUCGUGUGAAAUUCUUGAAGCUACAAAUUUGGUCUUAAUACUUCCGUCAUCCCUUUUUGAGGAGAAGUGUGGGAAACUGUACAGCUAUUAGAAAAGUCUUGCUUAUUAUUUUAAGACGAUAUUGUUUGGACUGAUCAGAAAACAUGCAAAGAAAAUGCAAAGAAUCCCUCCUUCUGGGUUUUUUUCCCCAAGUUUUUCUUUCUUUUCUUUUUUUACUUCUUUCUUUAAAACUCAAAGUAUCUAAGAGCAGAGACUUUUUUCCUCCUUAAAACACACUAAAGCCUUUGGGGACAUGUCAAAAUUGAUGGUUUAUGUGUGUUUAAGUACUUGUGUUUAUGUGAGCAUGUGUGUGUGUGUGUGUGCAUGCAUAUAUAUGUGUGUGUGUGUGACCCUUUGAAGUUUUGAAGUCCGCCCACCCUUCUGCAGCCCUGCAUUGUGCCCAACAGCUCCAUUUGUCCCACCUUAAUCCCUUUGACAUAAACUCACAUAAAUCACACCGAGUUGUUUCUAAAUGUGGGCAGGCUGGAAAACUCGGCCUCUGUCUCUCUGUCACACACUUGAUUUCCAGCUACCAUAGAGAAUUUAAAGAGCUGCUCGGUGUUCAUUUAACCGACUACCUGUAUUGAUAAUGAUCUCAACUAAAAGUGAAAAUGAAUGCGGCUUUUUUGUUUGGAGCUCAAAGAUGAAUAAAUGAGGUGCAUGAAUUGAGUAAAUCAAGCCAACUGCUUCAGAAACAGCUCAAGUAGAAGGUAAACAUGCAUCCACAGCUUGUCAGUUUCUUGAAAGCUCAAUCAAUCCAGAAUCUUGUGGUGCAUCAUCCUCCCUACUCUUGCUUUCACCAAGAGGACAAGCUCCUAAAGAGUGAGACCGAGUCAAUUGUUGACUUUGCACUUCUCGCUUGAAUCCCCUCAGUCUUUUUCCACGACACGCUGGAGCAGAGUUUUCGUCCCAGAGAUGGAGCAGCAUCAUGGCACCCAUAGUGCGUCUAGGCCGACCCCUCUCUAUCGAUGGCUCUGGGCCAGAUUAAAGUGCCGGGGCUCAUUGUUUACACAGCUCUGUGGUGCCACGGCUGAGCAGGCCUAAACAAUGAGCCCCUGCUCCCCCUUGUCAGAGUGAGGGGAAGAAUGGAGACCUCUUGACAUGGCAACCUGAAGCCUCAAUGCCCCCACUUUAUGUAGUGAAGAGGGUCAGCAUUAGAGAAAAGAAGAAGAAAGGGGAUGGGAGGGCAGGUUAGAGAUAAGGAAGAAGGAGAAUGAAGAAAUAAGACUGGAGGGGGAUAAAAAAGAGGCUGGUAUGAAAAAAUGUUCAUGGAAGAAUGAGGAAGAAGAAGAACAAGUGAAUAAGAAGGAUACAAUGAAGAGGAAAGUUGAACAUUUAGAUAUUUUUGAGGAAAAUGAGCUUUAUUUGGAAGAGAUCUGGAUGAGAAAAAAAAAAAAAAACUUCAGAACUUCAUUUGAUUCCUCAAACUCUUUGAAAUUGAACUUUUUUGGGACACUCGGAUAUUUUUCAGCUGAACCUGUGCUGCUUCUGGACUGUACUUUCAGCUUCAUGUUUAUCGUUUUAGGAAGUUACAUGACUUGAUUUUCACCAAAAUAAGAUUGUUAGCUUUAUCAUUCAAUUCAGCAUAAAGAUAUGGGGGAAAGCAAGCAGCUAGCCUAUAGCUUUGUCUAAGGUUCAAAGAGUUAUUUACGUAAAACUCCAUCCAUCCAUCUUCUACCGCUUAUCCAGAGUUUUUUUUCCCAGGCCAGCUGAGAGAAGUAGUUUCUCCAGUGUGUCCUGGGUCUUCCCUGUGGUGGAAGGUCGCUUCCCCAGCGAGGCUUCCUAGUUAGACGCUCAAGCCACCUCAUCUUACUCAUCUCCCCAGCCAACCUGCAGUGGAAACUCAUUUCAGCCGCUUGUACAUGAGAUGUAAAACUCCACAACUCCCAAACAUCACCUUGUAGCUUCUAACAGAGCAGCACAACCUCCUAACUUCACCUCCAGAGUAAAACUACUGUCUUGAGAGCGAUAUCUCGAUCUACUCAUCUUGGCAAAAUGAAUUUAAAUAUUUCAUUUGUUUUCCCCUUUUUUCCUGCCAUGUCGCUCUGUAUCUUCCAUCUGCUACUUAUUUGACUGCUGUGGCUUCUGGUGCACUCUCUCUGGUCAAGUUUCCCCCUUAAAGCAGUAAAAUUAAACUUGUAAACAUGUUACACCAGGUUACGCAAUGCCAUAAAGUGUAUGUGUUUGCUUUCAGCAUAAGAGAAACAAUGUGAACAAAGGAGAAACUCUUUUCCCUGCUGAGUUUAGUGUGUAUAUAUAUAUAUGCUUAGUAUACUCUGAAACAUUGCAGUCUCUAGAAGUGAAUUCUUCCGGCUAAGUAGCUGAUAUGCAGCAUAAAAACUUGGUGGUCAGUGCUAUUCUCUCUUUUUUUUCAGGUCAUUUUCUUGGCAACAAUACAGUGAUUGAUGUGCUUCGUCGCCAGGGAUACGAGGUGGAGCACACCCCUGCUGGGCAGCCCAUAAACAGGUACAUUUACUGCUGAAGUGCUCUUUAACACCCCCAACAUAAACACAAAUACACACCUCCUAGCAUAAUUUGUGUCGAUCACAAAACGCCCUCGCAAAUGAAAAUGGUCCUCUCCUAUUACUGACUUUGCUACAGUCCAGCAAUUUGUCAAAGUCAAGAUAUAUUUUUUCAAUAUUUCAUCAAACUCUGAUCCUGCCAAAAAUCCUUUAUUCUUGAAUUUGCCUGGAUUGCUUGUCUAUGUUUCAAUCACCUGCCACUAAAAAGUGAAAUAGAAAGCGGCACUGCAGGAGACAGUUGAGCCUAACUUUGAGUUUUUACCCAGAAACACUCAAGUUUGUUUUUUCAAUAACACACAAAAAAUAUGUGAAUGAAUACCAGAAAUACCAAAGGGUUGGUUUUAUAACACUUAAUUAUUUUUCAAGUUUCUGGGGAGGCUGCUUUUGGACUUUCUCAUAUUUGAAGGAUGAUUUUACAAACAAAUUCAAGUAUAAUGAGGACAUUGAGAGAUGCUGGAUGAAGAACCAAGCAGAAAAGGCUUUGUUCUCUUGUAGUUUUAGACGUUAUGAAUUCCUCUGAAAACAUGACUCCAUGAAACUCCGGUCCAUAUUUUAUCACUUAAACUGGUGUAAGGUUUCCUUCCUGGCCACAUUAUACUGGGCAACCGCUGCCUCAUGGUUCUGACAGGAGGAUAGAUUUCCCUCAACCUUUUCAUCGGCUGGAUUUGAAAAAGGAAAUCAUUUUCCGAGUAAGCACAACUCCAUAGUUGAUCCGUGUUCAUUUUCUAAACCCAAAACAGAUGUUCAAGUUCUCUUUCAGCAUUUAUGUGUUGUCUGCACAUUACCAAAAACUAAACACAGAAGCUGUCCGUCGAGACUCUUCUCCUCGCUUCGUUUCUCUAUAUGUCUAUGAACACAAAUAAUGGUUUUAUUGGCCUUUCUUGAGGUCAGUCAUGUGUUUAUUUAUGAACCAGCAGGAUUUACACUGAAGUGUGAGCUUCUCUGUUGUGAACAGACAUGAACUAGUGACCUCUUAAUCCCAGAAGAGGUGAACAUAGAUCUUAUCAAAGAGGAGAAAAGAAACAGCUCGAGUCAGAGGUCUGGUGUUGUUUCAGUGGCUUUAAACUUUGAGCACAUGACUAUUAAACAGAAUGGUUAUACUCGAGCAAUAUUUCUCUAAUAUUUGUAAAGAAAGUGUCACGGUACCUAUGUGAACAAACUACAUUUUUUGGUUAACAUUUAUUUAAGACAUUUGACUGUGCACAAAUCUCCACAUAUGAAAUGUGUUCACCAGCAGAAUUAUAAGAAUAAAUAUCCUUAUUUUGGAUUCUUGAAACUGGUGUGAAGGGGUAGGGGUCAACUAAGGAGCCUUGUUUGAUGAUUUCCCAAAUAACAUUUAUAAUAAUAAUGAUAAUGAAUCAGAUUUUAUAUAGCGCUUUAUCAGCGACCCUCAAACGUAGCUGCCAGUUUACGCCUACAGCCACAAAACAUCACUCACACAUGAGUGUGAGUGAUGUUUAAGCUCUUGCUAAGGAUGUUGGACAACUGCUCUACCCCUAAACUGCCGCCCUUAAUAUUCAAUUAAGAAUGCAUCUGAAUGUCAAAAGUCAGCUUUGAAAGACUGCUUUAGCCACUGUGGGGGCACCAAAAGUGACACAGACCAAAAGUUCCUUACAGGAGCUUUAAGUAACCUGACUGUAAUCUCACAACUUAACAAAAGCACUUUAUUCUCAGAAUAAAAUGACUUUUACUACAACUUUAUAAAAAUGACAUGGGAAAAUAAACUCUUAUCGUUUGUGGAAAGUACAGUUCCAGUUACAGUAUAUGCAGGACUAAUCUACACUCUGUAUUCAGGACCAGUUGCAUUGUGAGCUGCGUGUCUAAUUCAGUAUUAUGUGGUCUGUUAAUAAGUUCAACUCAUUGUUACCUAACUCUUUCUUAACAAUAAUCAGCUGUUUGGAUCUCCUACAGGCCUGUAGUAUUUUCGUUGUCAGGUUUUGAUUUGCAACAUUUUUUUGUGUAUUUUUGGGUGUUUUGAAUAUCUUAUUGUUUAUGAAUAUGCGGCGUGUUGUCAAUGACGUUGUUUGAUGCUUUUGGACCCUUUUCAUCAGCUGUGUGUUUUUGUUUUGCUGUUUCUGAAUUUGCAGCCAUUGUGAGCCAUUUUGGAUCAGUUGUCAGCCGCCACAGUGGAAGCGCUAUAUCAAGUUAAUUUCUAUGUAAAAUUGACUUUCAGUACUGCUCUUGUAUCAAAUGGCAGACAAUGUACAAGUAAAACACAGCCUGAACCGUAAUGAUGAAAAAAAAAAUCACAGAAAAAACAAUGUCACAAUUACCACGAGAGUGCUGACUGUCUCUAGUAUACUUAGAGCAAGAAGCUCAGGUAUCCUCAUGUCUCAAACCCUUUAGGUUUUUUGGUGCUUUUUCCACCCUGGAAGAUUGUAGAGUAGAUUAAACUGACUGAAUUCCCAUCGGCCACCUAUGAAUAGUUGUUGAAAAGGCCAAACCAAGCAGAGCCUAAACCUCCUGCUGUGAAGCAUGUAGUGCAGUGUACCAUGGCACAGUGUGCGGGCGAUAUCUUACAGUAGAUCUCUGUUUUGUGUGUGUGUGUGUGUGUGUGUGUGUGUAUGUGUGUGUGUGUGAAUCUACUUUCAUUCACCAACUCUGAGUGUGAUGAAGGAUUACCACCCUGUGAUGGACCUGAUUUUGAUCUACUCACAUGGGACUGCUUUCACAGGAGUUUACUCUCAAUCAAUCAAUCCCCGACAAAAUGAUGUAGCUGCUAGCCAGCAAGAGCGUUAUAAUCACGAGUAUUCGCUUGUAUUUUCCAUUUCUUUCAUCAGCCAAUACUGUACCUGUCUUUUUCGGGCAUGAUUUGACCCUAUUUUAAACACACUUAAAAAAAAUUGAGUCGAACAGAAAAUUUGGAUAACUGCAGGUAAAGAAACUGUCCCUCCAAUCCAAAUAUGGUUUAAUAAAGAUAAUCACAGCCAGAAAAAUAAGGUGGUCAUAAAAUCACAAAAACGAAGAACACAAUGAAAUUCUUGGCCAUCUUCACUUUAUGUCAGGAACUAAUUCACUUAUUAAGAACAGAAUAAUUGAGUCAUAACUAAAGAAAUCUGUCCCCAAAGGGAGCUGAGCUUGCUUCCUCUGAAAACAUCGUAUACUUGGGAUCUUUCCAGAUUUUAAUUUCAUGAUCAUGUAUAGGGAUCAGGACAGAAACCGGGCUUCUCGAAGGAGCAGUAAACUCAUCAAUUUCAUCUCUUCAGGCCUGUGGAUCCUGAGAUAAAACUUAAUAUCUCGAGCUGAGUCAUCCCAUUUAAAUAAAAUCAGAGGUGCACAAACAUACAUGAAUUUAAACAAAAUUUAAUUGCCAGUCAAUAGGUAUUAAACUACAGCAUGAAUGAUUCUGGUGGUCAGCUGAUGGUGAGGGUGGCUGCACAUUAAAAGAAGCUAAAACAGAAUGAAGUUGCUCCGACUGUGUUGAGAUUCUUGUUGAUAUCAGCAGGACAGAAGCUAGUUAGACUAAACUUAUCAAGUGUAUAACAAAUGAUGAUGCAUUAUGAUGUGAUCUGGGUCAAGUCAGGUGUAUAAGACACUUGCUUUAUCUAAAUACUAUCUAAUUUUAUUUCAGGAGAUCGUCUUCCAGAUCUUCCUCAUCAGACUCAGAGGACCACCAUGCUGAACCCCCCCUCUUGGAGCCUUUCCUCCAUGAGCUCCCCCACAAAGAGGAAGAUCAGGGGCGUCCCCUGGAGGACGGUCUCUUACCCCACAUGCUCUUGCCAGCAGACAGCCUAGAGCUGCUGGAGAAAGCAGAGAGGAGGAUGCUGAAGAAGAAGAGGAGGAACAAGCAGAAAAAACAGCGGCACCGGCAUUUCAACGACCUGUGGGUCCGCAUCGAGGAGAGGUAAGGACAACGUAUGAGAGUUUUGUCUAAUCUGUAACGGGUUGUCAGUCUUAGCUGCUGUGAAACAGGAUGAGGAGAAAUUUAGCAGAGCAGAAACACGAGGUCAAAGGUGAGGACAAAAGAAAAGAACAGAUCCAUGAAAGUUUGAACUGUGAGAAGACAGACAGAGAGGAUGUGAGAGGGGAAAUUGUAAAUGUGUAACGCAGUCUAUCCGCUUGUCUAUAGGAUAAAACUGACACUUCCUGCUGUGAUGCCGCAGGCUCAAACAACCAACAUAUCAAAUCGCCUUACUUUUCAUGCAGUCUGCACACACUUUAACACACAUCCACACGCCCUGCAGUGUGGUAUGAGUCCUGACUAGUUUCUAGAUGGUAUAAGUGUCUUGGAUGUGAAAAUAACAGCCUGGGAAUUCCUACUAAGUAUCCGGUUUUGGGCUCACAGUAGCUCCAGGCAGGGACUAACCGGACAACAAAACAAGCUCACCUUUCAGACAAAAACGAGACCUCAGCACAAGGUGUGGUCUGAGGUGAAACUUGUCUCUCGUAGAGGGAAAAUGUCUUAAUGGAUAUGAUUGUGUAACUGUGAAGAACGCAGGAACAUUUAUCUGACUCUCCAUGCCUCAAUCUCUCCUUCUAAGAGUAUCCCAGCGUACACAGAGGAGAGAUGUUAGAUAGACAGUCGAGAUAAUCCAGAUUUCACCUGACUUUGUGUGUCUUUGAGCAGUGAGGGGAAAUAAGAGCAUCUACUCUGCAUAACCACAACCUCACUAUACCCUCCCCCUUAAUCAGCCCCUUUCACACAUGCACUAUAUUUUUGAAAAUUUCUAGACACCGUCAAAAAGGGAUGCAUGUGGGAAUGGAAACAUUCAGUCUGGGCAUUAGACUGGACUUGAAGCAGACAUUUUCCUGUCUGCCUUUUGGUAAAUAACCUGAAAAAGAUCUGGGUGAAGAGCAGAUAACUUACCUAGCUAGGUGUGGGACAUGCGCUACAAGCAGCAGAAAUUUUUGUUGGCUUGGAUUUUGGGGAGGGGUCAGUUCAGGGAAAGGCCAGGUCCCCUAGUCUAAGGCCUUGUUUAUACGUACCCGGUUAUUUUUAAAAACCAAGACAUUAACCAUCGUUUGCACCCUUCGUUUAGACGCAAACAGAGAAUUCGCCCCUUAAAACAAUGCUUUUUAAAUACUCCAGUCAAAAUGGAGAAAAACUGACAUUUGGGUAGCCGAAAGGUAGUGGAAAGAAGGAAGUUACUUUGUUGUUAUUGCUGCUAUGUGGAAUUCUGAUUGGCUAACGUGUGCUUGAGCUUCUCGCUACACUGCCACCUACAGGUUUGGCAUGCUCUUUAUGGCAUAUAUACACUGGUUAGUGUAAACACAAACUUUUCUGAAAACGUAGUGGUGUGCAUGCAGUUUUUUUUGUUUUUUUUUUGUGAAUGGAGAGGGUGAAAUGUCAGUUUAUGAAAGUAGCCGGGCACGUUUAAAAGCAGUCUAGAUAAAGAGAAUAAAAAAUAUAUUCAUGUUUGUGUGAAUUCUUGCCCAAGCACACAUACUAGCACCUUAAUGUAAAUGUAUGGAUGCUCACCACAUGCCACCACUUUAAAAGUCAGUGCCCAGUUUUGGCCACACCAGACAAAAAGUUAGCCUUAAACCCUGAUGACGGUUUAGAAAGAAGACUGCUGCAUCCAAAGAGGCAGAAGAAACAUCUUUGAGUUCUAUCUAGUGCAGCAUCUAAAGGCUACUGACAAAUCAUAUAAGAUAAUAAAAUAGUUGCUUUUCCCUUAUGCUGUCAAACGAGUGAACUCCUGCACUGUGGGUGAUCAAACCCUACGUACAGUUAUCACAAGUAAUACAUCUAGACUUGUUGUAAUACUCUCUUUAUUGUUUUAGUGAACAAUUAUCCCAAAGAUUUUAGAUUUGAGAUAACCACAUGCAUGCCAUGGUACAUUUGCAAGAUAUGCUCUAAAAGAACUACAAAUAAAUGAUGGACAAGGGUUUGAAAACUGCAGGACUCACAUGAACAUGAACAUGAACAUGUAAUUUCCAUGCCUAGUAUACACUGUUCCAAAUUACUGAAGGGGGAAAAAAAUCGAACUAUGUAGCGUCUGUUCUUCCCGGGAACAGAGGUCGUUUGUGAACGCUUGUUUACAUUAUGUCUACAGAAAUGUUUUCUUUCUUUCUGAGAGACUCGGUAUUUUGAAGUGAGAGGAAGCAGACAGUUUGUGUGCACGUUUCGAAGUGUACACCCUGCAUGUCUUUGUAUAUUUUAACUUCUGUAAAGGUGAAGGAACGGGGAAAGGUAGCAGGAGCAGCACCGAGGUCCUCUUUUGUGUUGGAUGUGUGGCUCCAGAGCAGUGGGUCAGCUGGUUUUCUCACACCUCCACUUAGUCUGAAGUCUAAAUAAACCUGCUGCUUGAACUCAAAACUGUCCUUUGACAUGAAAAUCCUUGCUGGAUAAGUCAAAAUAAAGCAGUGUCAAGUGAAAAAAAAUGUCUUAAAGUACCCUUAGAAAGAUUGGACUAUCAGUUUAGGUUCAUUUAGAAAUCCCUUCAUUCUUGUUUAUCUGUGUUUUCUUGGACAACUCACUAAUGGAUAGUUAAAUGAGAUAUUUUUUCCAACAAUGCUGUGUUAAAUUACCAGCAGGUUCUGAUUUCAGGACCAUGUGCGUGUUUGUUUUGUCUGUUUCAUGCAAAUGCUCCAGACGGAUCAUCAAACAGCAGAAAGGUUUGAUUGCUAAAUGUGUUAGAAAUUGAACGGAUAAGGAGAAAUGUACAAAGAGCCAGACAAACCUUACGGAAUCAAUAAUUUUAUAUGAGGAAGAGAGAAAAAAAUGAAGCAGUCAUUAAAUCUUAACCAUGAGCAGAUCAAUAAGUUGCACGCCCAGGAGUUUUUAAUUGCUUUAAAACUCUGCUGAUUGGUCACAACAUUAUUAUUUCCAUCCUGGCAUUUUGCUGUUUUGUCCAAAAGUAUUUAUGAUCCGGUGUUGCGGAAAAAGUCAUGUUUGUCUGCUGAUUAGAUGAAGAAAAAAGCAGUUUAGUGGCUCUUCUGAAAGGAAGCUAAUGUUAAAAACAUUCAUGGACAUUUUAUUAAAUACAGGAUGUUUUGGAGCGUCUUCACUCAAAUUUAAAAUAACGGGUAAGGGGUUCUUUAAGGUACCUGUCAAUAGUAAAUGUCUUACCCACAGAAGAUGCAGCUAAACUCAGUCCCUUCAAAGAAAACCUGGCACAGAAGCUUUAAUUGUUCAAAAUGCGACUGUUUAAAGCAGGAUUUAUUUUUUUGACACUGAAUAUAUUGACAUGGGCAAAAUGACGUUGGUCAUCGUCGUAAAUUUUGCUAUCAGGAAAUUUUCGGUGUAUUGCCCAGCCCUACUGGGAACAUGGGAAAACAACUUCACCUUUGGUGCUAUGGCACCUAUGGCUAAAUCCUUAAGGACAAACAUAAAUACACUGGCCAUGCCACUCAGAGGGAAGUUCUCAUAAUAACCUAAUAUUCUGUUAAAUUUACAUGAAAGUGAAAGUUCCAGACACCUAAGCCCUUGUGCCAGUUUUAGGUGUGAAAAUUUACAAUAUAAAAAUCAACAAUCUUGUUGCAGAUGGUCUUGUUUGCUUUUAUAUCAUAAACAGGCAUGGGUAUGGAUUUCACUCUUUCACGUAAAUGUCCAAAAGUUCCUUACAGGAGCUUCAGAUGAAAUUUUCUAAGUCUAAUUUGUCUUUUCCAUUUUCUUCUCUUUUAUCCACAGCUCUAUGGUCCAGUCUCCUCCUCCACCAAUGGUCCGCAUCAUAAAUGGUUACAUUACAGUGCAGCCACCUGACAGAGUCCACAGCUACCACAACUACCAUCACACAUCAUCAUCAUCGUCAACAUCGACCGCCUUCACUUCCUCGCUGUCUUCAGUCAUUACUCUCUGUGCGGUGCUGAUGAUGCAGACAUGGACUUCACUCCUCUGGUAGAUCAUUAGUUGAACCUCUAUUAACAUUCAAUAGAGUAUGAACUCUCACAUAUGGUUCAGUCUAUCAGCUCAGUGAGGCUGCACAAGAGCACACUGACUCUGUGCAGAAAUGAAGCGUGGAGAAAGGAUGUGAAAUCAGCCAGAGCUGUUGGGUAACAGCACACUCCAUGGAUGUUAGGUAACAUAAGUUUGUACUGCUGGGACUGAACGGGGAAUUAUUUCAGUGGAGCACAUCUUUUACAAAUGGAGUCCUCGAUGAGCAUGUUCAGGCAUCAUAAGGUUUUAGUUUUUGUUCAAAUGCAGUGGCAGGAGUGUGACAGACAAGACAAGUGACAGCUCAAAAACAGGACGUAUUAUCAAACAUCUCACAGACAUAUCAGCCCUCUAAUGGACUUGAGUGUUACAGUACACGCAUCAUAUACAGUCAGUACCUCUGAGAUUAAAGGAGCUCCCUGAAGGGAUUUUGUCAGUAAGAGAACAGGAGAACUUUGCUAUAUAUAAAAAAAAUAUUUCUGAAUAUCAGAUACCUCCAGUUAGCACAGCUGGAACUAUUUGUUCUUUGUAUAAGUAUGUGUGUGAGAGAGAGAAAGGAAGUUGGUGUUGUUGUGUGUGUGUGUGUGUGUGUGUGUGUGUGUGUGUGUGUGUGUGUGUGUGUGUGUGUGUGUGUUUGUGUGUGUCAGAGACGGAAACAAAGUCUAUCAGCUCUUAAACCCUCAGGCCUUUCAAACAGAAGACUUAAAUGUAUUCUUCCAUUGAAGAAAACUCUUCUAAGGCGUACUUUGGGGGAAAUUGUACAUAGUGUAUCUAAAUAUUAGAGAUGUAUUUUAGAACUAUCAAAGUUAUCAAAAGUGUUGUUGUUGUUGUUGUUGUUCAUAUAAAUAUAUAAAUAGAUAUGCAGUAUAUUUUUUGAAAUGAAAAUCAGGAACUAACCACCAUAGCCCGUGUGUCGUGUGUCUCACUGAAAUGAAAGGGACAUGUGAUUGUAUUGUACUUUAUAUGACAGUGUUAUCACUUUGCUUUGCUGUAUGUGUCGACUGUGAGUUCUCAUGGUAUGUGUUGUUUUUUUUUCACAUAGAAAUGUUGUUUUGCUGUUUAAUUUAUUUAACUUCUAUAGUUUCGCUUUAGGCCAUAUGAUACAUUCCCCUUGUUUGUUCUGUUUAAACCAGAUGUGUUAUUUUUAAAUGUGUUUGAGUAUGAUUGCCAAUGCAUACCAUUAUAACAAUAAUAAAAAUAUUGAAUCACUA
This is a messenger RNA of Xyrichtys novacula (pearly razorfish), 62907 nucleotides long. NCBI's taxonomy places the organism in Eukaryota, Metazoa, Chordata, Actinopteri, Labriformes, Labridae. The record is from the annotation of a GenBank genome assembly.